GUGACGCUCAAAAGACCACACCUGCAUUUUUAAGAUUUUCGUUGACCUUGAAGAUAAACUAUAAUUCUUGCCAUACCUGUUCAGCAGUUUCAAAUGGAGGCUGAGACACAAUACUGUUAUUUGUAGUUUGACUGCUUAUGAGGACAUACAGCUAAGGACUUUGUAGGAGUUAGCCUUCGGCUCCAAAAAACAGGUGAGAUUCUUCUAUAUACCUAUAAAUCUUCAUGCACCAUGUUUAAUCCUAUAUAGUGUGUACAUAUCACAUUUAAGGCAAGCAACUAUGGAUGUAAUUAGCAUUGAAAAUACAUAUUGAACACACAAUUAUUGCAUAUAUUUAUUCUUAUUACAUAUUAGGCAUUUUUAACACACGGGGGUAAUAUGAACGAAAAGAAGGUGCUAUUUUGUGAUACAUAAUAACCAGUCAAAAUGAAAACCAACAGAAUAUCUGUCAUUUAGCACAUUUCUCCAAAAUUGCACCUGUUUCCUUGAUUUAUCUCCCCCAUUAUAAAUGUUAUACCUACUAAGAUGGAUUGUUUAAUAUAGUGCAAUAAUAUACCAGGUUUACGAAUGAAGGAUUAUGUUAUGAAAUAUGUUAAACUGCAUAGUGUUUUUUUUCUGCUCCCUAUCAUUUGUUAGAAUCGUAUUUGCUGUCAGUAAUACCAAACUUGCAACAGCAAGAGCUGCCAUUGUUUAUUUCUGUUUAUAUUCUUAAAAUAAAUGGGACGGUUAAUGCCACAAAUGAUCUGUUAUUAGAAUGGGUAAAAAUUAGUACAGGUCUAAUAGGUUCAAUGAUAUAUCACAGUUAUUACAGAUACAAUAUCGGUUGCAAUAGGUACAAUAACGGGACACUGUUACAACAGGCACACUAAUAUGAUAUGAUACAGGUAAAAUAAUAUGGAACAGUUAUAGCAGGUCUGAUAAUGUGUUCUAAGACGUAAUGUGGCAUAAUAUGACCUUAGGGUUAGCUUAAUUGUGAUGAGUCCACAGCAGACCAUUAGUCACAGGGAGUGGUGUGGCAGGUGACUCUUAAGUCAAUAACAUCUUAAAUAAAGUUUGACAACCUUGAAAUGUCUGAAUGCGUAGGUUUACCAAAAUCACACAGAAGUAGGUGGAAAUGUUAUUUUAGCCAAAUAUGAAGCUUGCAUAUUAUUAUUAUUAUUAUACAUAUUUUUUAAUUAGAAUCUAUUGUUUUUUUGGAAUCACAAAGGAAAGUUGUGAACUUUUGGAAAUAUAUGUAAUAAUGUAAUAAUAUAUGUAUAAUAUCGCAGGUACGGUCAGCACAUAGUUAGCUUGUGUGUUGUCCCUUGGAAUUCCGUGAUCUGACCUACCUCACAAUUUUUAUGUUUUCAACACUAAAUUCCCCUCCGCACAUUUAUUUAUACCGCUUCACUAUUCUCUUCAAAGCUUUCUGUGAUAAAUCACAGUACAAUGCAUAAUAUUAAAAGAAUACCCCACGUACCAUAACUGCUAGAGCUUGCUGUAGUAGUUGUGGUGCCAAGACUGCCCUGGCACCCCCACAGUGUUAGUAGUCAAACUGUUUUAAAACGGUUUGACAAGUUAACUGGGGUCCACGGAAGUGCCGGCCACCUCCUCAGCUUCAGACAGAAGCUCCAGGCAUAAAAAAAAGCCCCCCUGCCCCCUGUACCCACCCCCCCCACACACACACACAUACCACCAACUCCAAUAGCUGUCUGUGAAAGCCAAAUGCAUUAAUACAGUGGCUGUCAAAACCUGUUUCUAACAAUUUCUUAAGCAAAAUGUUAGAUCCGUCUCAAGACUGUAAGCUCGUUUGAGCAGGGUCCUCAUCAACCUAUUGUUUCUGUAACAUUUAGUAAUUGUGUUGUUUAUUGUUCAAUAUCCUCCUUUUAUAAUAUUGUGAAGCGCUGCGGAACAAGUUGGUGCUGUAUAAAUUCCAAUAAUAAGACACUGAAAAUGUUGGAAAUUACAUUUUGAAAGUUCGUAUAAGUCAAAUUGUUAUGUACUUUUUGUAACAUAAAUGCAAACAUAUAUUAAAUCCCUCGUGGAACCUUAACAAAGGUGAAUGUAAUAUCAUGAAAAGAGUAAUCAAGAGUAAUCUCUUGAAAAUGUUACUGAAAUCAAAAUAUAAUGCGUGAAAGUUUUUGGGAAAUACAAAAAAAUUUCUUUUUGACAUUAUAUUGAAUAAUAAUUACAUAAGUGAUAUAAUCUGAAUGCUUUAUCUUGCGACUUAGAAAGGGGUAGGGCUAUAGUAAAUCUGUGUCCCUUUAAGAUGUCCCUUUAACUAUUACUUUAAUUGCCUGACAAAUGCCUAUUCUGUAUCGAUAAAUGUACAUUAAAUGUAAUGCCGUAAAACAAUUUUCCUUUAAAUAAGUAAGAAUAUCCUCCUUCAAAAUUACUUAGUACAAAAUAAUAGUUGCAUGACUAAUAAUUUCAGAGAUAGAUUGUUAGUUAUCUUGAACCCUCUCUGAUUCUGUAUAUCAAACACACACGGGAUUAUUCACUAACGUGAGAAUUGUUGUGAAGUCAAACUGAAUUAAAAAUUUAGGACCAUAAUAGCAAAUUAAAAGCAUAACUGACUUGGAUAAUGUUUCUGUUUGGUCUAUUUUGACUGAAACUUGUAUACAUGAUGUCCCUGGCCUUAUCUUAUAGUUAGGAUAGCCUUAUGCCUAUCCCACGAAUGCUUAAACUCCUUUACUGUGUUAACCUCUACCACUUCAGCUGGAAGGCUAUUCCAUGCAACCACUACCCUCUCAGUAAAGUAAUACUUCCUGAUAUUAUUUUUAAUAAUAUCCUCUUAAAGCUUGGCUAACUCUACUGAAUGUCCUUUAACUAUUGUGAUUUAGUAAUUUUUUAUAUGUUGGUUUUUUUUAUGUCUAGAUUGAGAUUUACAAGUUUAUUUUAAAGCACCUUCGGUUUUUUACAUACUUAUAGGAAUUGGUGAUUUGGUUCUUAUCAAUUAAUCUAAGUAAUAUACACAGUUUGUUUUCUUCUUCCCUUUCUUAUCCCUCCCUAUUCACCUGCUCCUGGAAUUGUAACACGUUUGUCCCGACUGUUUUGUUUCCAAUUUUGCAGAGCUUAGGAAGGGGCUUCUUUUACCAAUUGAACACGUUGUUUAGUAGAUAAUUCCAUUUCCUAUUUUGGAUCUACUUUUUUCACCUAUUUAUCUAUACAAUUUUUUUAAUGCAUUAUGUAGCUAAAAUGAUAAUAACAAAAAUCAUAAAAUAAAAUAAUAAAAACAAUAAUAAAAUUAUGUGUAUUUUUGUAGCUCAAUCUGUUUGGAUUUUAUAGCACAGUUCAUGAAAGUUCGGCUAUUUAAACUAUGUACAGAAGAGAGAUUUAUUGCACAAUAACAAAUACAGACAUAAUCAGAAGAUUUACACAUAAGAUAAUUAUUGCAUAUUUAACUAACGCACUACCAAUCUGGAAGGUGGUGGGGGGUGGGACGGUUACAAAGUAUGCAAGUAAAGACUAAAGGGACACUAUAGGGUUCCAGACCACGUCAUCUCAUUGAAGUGGUCUGGGUGCAGUGUCCCUGUACCCGUUAACCCAGCAAUGUAAAACACUGCAGUUUGGGUGAAACAGCAAUGUUUACAUUGCAGUGUUAAGAUUGCCUCUAGUGACUCCGUGAAACGAUGCUGGAUGUCCUCACACUUUGCUUUAGGACAUCCAACAUGUUGAAAAACCACAUAGGAAAGACUUGAGUCAGUGCUUUCCUAUGGGGAAGGCCUAAUGCUUGGGGGUGGGAUGGGGUCACAAAGGGGGGAAAAGUUUUAGCUGUUUUCUAUUUAAAUGUUUUUUAAUUAAUUUGUCCCAAAAAAAUUUAACCCCUUCCUGCCGGAUGACGGACCUGGUCCGUCAUGGCGGGGAAACCGUUAACACCAAAUAACGGACCAGGUCAGUCAUGCGAUAAAGUUAACCCCAGAUCGCCGCAGGGACUCACGAUCCGCCUCCCUGCUCUUCCUCGGUCAGUGUGAAGUGCAGGGAGACGGAUCAGAGCUGAUCUGCUUCCUCUGUGUAAAAAGAAAACAAAAAGUUAAAUUAAACCCCCCCCCCUCCCCUGCUUUAAUAAAAUUAACCCCUUCCCUACCAAUUGAUCACUGACUACCGUGAUAAAUUGUCAGGGACUACAUUUUACUGUGAUCUAAAAAAAUUUUUUAACCCCUGAGAGUCAACUUUUAUUUUUUGUAACCCUCAGAGGUUAAAUUUAUUUUAUUAAUUAAUUUAAAUAUAUUAAAAUGAUAUAUUUAGCUAACUGGGUGGGUUGACGUUAGUGGGUAAUUUGGGAAUUUGGUGUUAGGCUAGCUAGGGGUUAACGUUAAAAAAAGUUUACAAAAAGUUUUAAAAAGAUAAAAAAGUUUUAAUUACUUUUUUUUUCAAGUUACAAAAAACCCACCCCCCCUUUACCCAGUCCAAUAAAAAUUAACACCUUCCCUGUCAGUUGAUCACUAUCUACAUAUUAUAGUAUUAUACUGUGAUCCGAUUUUUUUUUAACCUCUUAGGAUUAACUUUUUAAAAUUAAUUAAUUUAAAUAUUUUAAAAUGAUAAAUUUUGCUAGCUGGGGUGGGUGGGAGUUAUGGGAAAUUGGGGAAUUUACGGUUAGUGCUGCUUACUGCUAGUUAGGGGAUAACGGUAAAAAAAGUUUAUAAAAAUUUUAAAUCUGUAAAAAAAAAGUUUUAAGAAAGUUUAGGAAAGUUUAAAAAAAAUAAUAAGCAAAAAAAGUUUAAAAACUAGUUUUAAAAGUAAAAAAGUUUUAAAAAAUUUAAAAAUACAUUUAAAAAUGCCCAUUACCACUACACCUGGAACAAACUAGAGAAAAAAAUUAAGGUUCAAAAUAUGCCUUUUGAAUUACCAUAUUAUUCUUUAAUAAAUAGUAUGUGUUUGUGGGGAAGUUUCAAUAACCAACCAGCUAAACUACUCCAAAAUUAAACAUGGACACAGCAUAAAACUUCAAAGUUUGAAAAAAACUGAAUUGCUGCGUCUCAAAUGUGCCCCUUGAACAUCCACAUAUGCCUGGCAAAGGUACAUACGGGAGUAUUGCUGUACUCAGACAACAUAGCUAAGCAACAUAUGUAGUAUUACACAGUUGUAGCACACAUAAGGUUUGCAAAAUAUACUGUGCUAACUCACUAUGUGUGUCAAAAAGGCAGAAAAAACGCUUGUUACCACUUCACUUGGUACAAACAUUGACAUAAAUUGGUGAAAAAAUGGUGACAAGUUAAGGCACAAUAUACACCACAUAAGAUAUCCUGGGGUGUCUGCUUUGUCAAAUGAAAGCCCUUUGUGGGGUUAUUUGAACAGUCACACUGCUAAAAUACCUUAAAAUGGCCCAUCAAAUCCAUCUACGAAAAUUCUAACUAUAGAAACUGAAAUAGCCUUGUCUUUUAUAUGGCAUUGUAGCUUCACAGAAUAGUGCUGAAUGCAUACAAUGGGGGUAUCGUUAUACUCAGCAGAUGUAGCUGAACACAAUAUGGGGUUCUGUGCAGGAAUAGCACACAGCAGCUUUACGAAAUACACAUUACGAAAACCUUGUUAUAUGUGUAUAUGCCAAAAUAAAGAAAAAACACAAUUUUACUCCAAUAUUUAGCAGAGAUUGGCGAUGAAAUGGCUACGUAAAAAGUGUCAAACUAACCUUAGUUAAAUAGCUUGUGAUGUCUACUUUAUAUAAAAGUAUACUUUUGUGUGGCAAUUUUUUUUCUGUGUUGGCUACUAAACCUACAAGACAAACAUACCAACUUCUAAAAUUGUUGCAAAUUGAAAUUUUAUUUUAGUCCUUGUAUUUUGUGACCUGUAACUUUCAAAAUGAGCUGAAAUCCUAUACAUAUGAUGUACUCUAUAAAUCAAAACACAUAAAUGAAUUUAUUUUGAAUUACUUUUUCUAAGCUGGACAUAUUAUGCACAAGCUAUUAUUGCCAAAACUGUUUUUUUUGUUUGUUUGUUUGUUUUAUAAUUAAUGAGAAUGUAUCUAUGUAUAUGUGACAUCAAAUUAAAGCCCUGUUUGCCCUUUAAAAAAACAAUGUGUAAUAUGUGUUGGUGCAAUAAAUGACAGAGAUGCAAUUUGCGUUUGAACACAAACAGCUAAAUAAUGCAAAAUUGGCUUGUGUCCUUAAGCGUAAGACAAGCUUCUGAAGCUGUGUCCUUAAGGGGUUAAAGAGAUACAUAACAAAGGGAAAGGCUACCAAAGAGAAAAAUAGGCGAAAAUGGGGCAAACAAAUAGUCCAUCCACAGAACAUUCAACAUAUAUAGUCAAGCAGUGUUAAUUUUGGCAGCAAAUUUCAAUUUAGUUUUAGUCAUAGUCUUUUGACUUAAAAGCCAUUUGGUUUUAGUCAUAUUUUAGUCAUCUAAAUCCUUUUAGUUUUAGUCUAGUUUAAGUCGACUAAAUCUCCAGUAGAUUUUAGUUGGCAUGACUAAAAUCUAAUGGGUUUAGUUAAAGUUUCUAUCUCUCUCAUUUGCCCCUUCCACAGCCCCUCUGUGUCUCUUUGUGUCCCCCUAGCCCCAUUUGUGUGUCUCUUCCCCCUGCACCUUGUCUGUUUCUCCCCCAUUCCCUCCAUGCAUCUCAACUCCCACAUGUGUCUGAUUCCCUCAGCCGCCUAUGUGUCUUAAUUCCUACCCCAUCCCUCCACUUGUCUCAUUCACCCUAAACCCCUCCAUGUGCUCAUUUUCCCACCCUAGUCUACACUUGUGUCUCAUUCCCUCAGCCCCCUCAUAUGUCUCAUUCCCUCUGCCCUCUCAUUCCCUCUGCCCCUCAUGUGUCUCAUUCCCUCAGCCCCCUCAUAUGUCUCAUUCCCUCUGCCCUCUCAUCCUUCUGCCCUCUCAUGUGUCUCAUUCCCCCAGCCCCCUCAUGUGUCUCAUUCCCUCAGCCCCCUCAUGUGUCUCAUUCCCUCUGCCCUCUCAUGUGUCUCAUUCCCCCAGCCCCUCAUGUAUCUCAUUGCCUCUGCUCCCUCAUGUGUCUCAUUCCCCAGCCCUCCAUGUGUCUCAUUCCCUCUGCCCUCUCAUUCCCUCUGCCCUCUCAUGUGUCUCAUUCCCCCAGCCCCUCAUGUGUCUCAUUCCCCAGCCCCCUCAUGUGUCUCAUUCCCUCUGCCCUCUCAUUCCCUCUGCCCUCUCAUGUGUCUCAUUCCCCAGCCCCCUCAUGUAUCUCAUUCCCUCUGCCCUCUCAUUCCCUCUCUCCCCUCUGAUCCCUCUGCCCUCUCAUGUGUCUCAUUCCCCCAGCCCCCUCAUGUAUCUCAUUGCCUCUGCCCCUUCAUGUGUCUCAUCCCCCCAGCCCCCUCAUGUGUCUUAUUUCCCCAGCCGCCUCAUGUGUCUCAUUCUACCAGCCCCUAUGUUUCUCAUCCCCCUGGCCUCCUGUGCAUUUAUUUCCAUCUGCCCCCCAUGUGUCUCGGAUCCCCAGUCCUCCAUGUGUCUCAUUUCUUCUCCUCCUUCCCCCAUGUGUCUUACCCGCCAAUGGUAAAUUCAUUUUGGCGGUAAAUUUCAAUUUAGUUUUAGUCAUAGUCUUUUAACUAAAAAGCCAUUUUAGUUUUAGUUGAAUUGUUUUAGUUUUAGUCAACUAAAGCUUAGCCUAGAGUUAAUCUGAAACUGUAUGCUAAGGCUGAAAAUGAAGGUGACCUCCCAGCCAUGAUUUUGUUAGUCUAGUUGUAAUUUUACAAUAGAUUAAUCGGUGAUGUAUUAGUUUUAAGCUUUUCCCAAUUAAGAGUGACUCCUAGUGCAAGCUUGGAUGUUAAUUUUCAGCAUUAAUUGGUGAUGUAUUACUUAACUUUAUCCUUGUAAUUAGAAAGCUUCUACUAUACUACCCUUAAUUUUUGAAAUAUUAUUUAAAAACACUAUUGAUCUAUUCUUUAAUGAUACUAUUGAUCUAUGUAAUAAAAAGCUUCAUUAUUCACCCACUCAAUUUGUUUCAUAUUCUGCAUUCUUGAAACUUACGAAACUAUAGCAAAACAUUUGGAUAUGACUCUUAGCAGAAUUUUUUUUUUACUUUGGCUUGAUUAACAUAUCAAAAGGCCAGAGGCCUGUGCUCUAGCAAAGAAGCAAAAAAUUCCUGAAGCCAUCAGGUCUGUCCACAUGUACAUGUCCUUGGUUGCAAAGUAUCACACCUGGCCAGAGGGAUGUUGGUUUAACAGGAAGGAACAUAAUUCACAGCCCUUCUCCUGUGAUCUAACAAAUGGCAAAUUCCUCUAAACAGAGUAGCCAAAUGAAUACCUCCAGUGCUGUAAUUAGACAUUCCACCCCUAUUAGGUAAACAUUUUAUGGAUCCAUUACACAUAUCACAGUUAUGGACAAUAUUUUUUCCGAUAAGACAAUUAUUCAUGAUCGCUGGUCAUGGCUUAUUGACUCUACCACACACAGGUUGGAUGACGGGAAUUCCAUUGAAGUGCCUAUAAAACUUUAGACUAGAUAAUAAUUUUGUGUUUGUUUUUGUUUGUUAGUGGUUUUGAACUUUGUCUGGUAUUCCAUGUUUCAAUAUCAGGUUAAAACCAGGCUUAAGUUUUGCCAUCGUCAUUGGCAUCGUCAUUAACGACACAAUCUUGACAUUGUCAAACAACAUUUUUAAGAUUACCUAACAGGUGGAAGGUUAUCAGCAGUAUUGACAACAGGUGAUACGUGUGGAAAUAACUUCAACAAAACAAGAGAGUAAUGCCUGAUAAUUCCUUACUUUAUCGCAUAGACCUUUUGUUGGACCAGAAUGGAGAGACUCUGGUUUGGGUUGUUUGAGCUGCCUUCAAUAGUGAACUAAAAGCGCUCAAAGCCUACCAUAUCUAUUUCAGCAUUGAUAAAUGUUUGUUUAUUAAGGCAUGUUAUUUAAAGUAGAAAUUUUGGAUUUAGUAGACAUUGUGUAUUGCUUGAGUUAUCAUUUUUAGAUUUAACGUGUACUGUUAUGUUUUUAUUUGUUAUAAAAAAAGUGUUGUCAGUGGUUUAUCAAGUUAUUUUGUUAUGUUAAAUUGUAUAACAUUAGUGUUUAUUUAAAAAAAUAUAUAUUUCAGUUUUGUGUUAUAAAAAUUAAAGAAGGACAAUUAAAAGUGCUUCCAUUUAAAAUGUCUGCUCUUGGUGACUUUCUGAAUAUUGCAGGUGCACACAUAAAACAGAUGUGAUCAAUUAAUGUGUGAAUAAUUUUUUGCAGGUAAAUGUGUAAUCAGUUAAUAUGUUAAUAUUUUUUUGCAGGUGCACACAUGAAACACAUAUUGCAGGUACACACAUGAAACAGAUGGGUUGAAUUAAUGUGUGAAUAAUUUUUAUCCAGAGUGAAUUUGAUCACUCAAGCCUCACUGAAUAACCCUUUCCCGACAUGUGCUCUGCCAUCCUACAAAAGGAGGGCUUUAACGUUGUUAGGGCAGCAUUGCACGCCCUAAUGAUUAAGCUCUCUCUGCAGCCUGUAUACUUGCCUGAUCUGAUCCGGAGGACUGCCUGACAAGAUCACAUGACUCGGAUCAGUGUGAUUGACAGACUGACUGCACUUGGAUUGCCUGGGUUGUCAGGCAGAUCCCCAACAUAUACCUAAUACAAAUAAUAUGAUAAUAUGAUUAUGCACAAAUAACAGAUAUAUAUAUAUAUAUAUAUAUAUAUAUAUAUAUAUAUAUAUUGCUGUAGAAGUGCUACACUACUUUUAGUUCUUUUUGGUUUUACGUUUGGUGUUGGGAAAACACUAUAAAGUAUAUAUUAGUUUAUUAAAUUAAAUAAAUAGAAUUACAAUAAGUAAUUGAAGCACUUUUUUAACAUAUAAAAUACAUUUAGAAUGAAAUUAUAUAUAUUAUUUAAUCCUAAAUGUAUUUUGUAUAUUAUUUAUAAAUAAUUAUACUAUAAAUUAUAUAUUGGGGUACCUGGCUGACAAUCCAGGCAGAAGUACCAGAGAAUUUAAUGUGCGAAUACUCUAUAUUUGACCCUGUAACUUUCCAAAACCUCAUAAAACCUGUACAUGGGGGUGGGGGCAUAUUGUUGUACUCGUGAGACACCGUUUAACACAAAUAUGAGUGUCUUAAAGUAGUCAAAUAUAUAAUGACGAUGAGAUCAUCAGUGAAAGUGCCGUUUUAGUGAUAAAAACAACAACAAAAAACAAAUAUGAAUGCUAAAUUUGGCCAGGGUUUUUGACUAAAAAACUAAAAAAGACUGGACAUAUCCCAUUUUGAAUACCCUGAGUUGUCUACUUUUGCAAAUGGUAUGCCGUGAUGGGUUAGCUCUCAUUCCUUGGCUGUCAUAUGGCUGCCAUAGGCCCAGCACCCAAUCUGGCAAACUGAAAUGGGCAAACUCUUUAAUUGACUCUGUAAUUCUUUACAUGACAAAAGUGUUGUUGAAUUUUGGACAGUUGUGUUUAUAUAGUUUGCAGCCGAAAAAAGCUUUGACAAUUAUCAAAUUUAUAGAUUGUGAACGUUGUGGAUGUUAAGUAUUUUCCUUUAUUUUUUUGUUACCGUGGUAGUUCUGUAAAAAAAACUGCCUAAUACGAGCCUUGUAUCUAAUGAUACAAUAGGCAAGGGAGGUAAAAUCUAUUAGUGGUCUAUUAGUGGUCCCCAAGUGGGAAAUGUAACACAAAGGAAAAACCAGGAAAAAUCAAAGUCACAAACUUAAACAUAUUUCAUUUAUACUAAUGCAUUUUACUGUUAACGUUAGUGUUUAUAUUAAAAAAAAUAUUUCAAUUUUGUGUUAUAAAAAUUAAAGAAGGACAAUUAAAAGUGCUUCCAUAUAAAAUGUCUGCUCUUGGUGACCUUCUGAAUAUUGCAGGUGCACACGUGAAACAGAUGGGAUCAUGAUAGAGCACACAUUACAUAUAUAUAUAUAUAUAUAUAUAUAUAUAUAUAUAUAUAUAUAUAUAUAUUGUUUUUUUUGUAGUCACUGACAUUUUUAGGCACAUUUUUCUUUCCACUUGCAUUGCCCGCGGCUUUAAACUUAAUAGCACAUUGCAAAGUCAUAUAAAUAGUGCAUCUGUUUUUAGCUCUAUUGAAUUCAUGAAAAUCCUUUAAACUAUGUAGAUAAGAUUCAAAUCAGUAGAGUGGAACCUGACUCAAUAGUAUAGAAGGUGUGACACCCAGGUUUCUCAGUAAAAAAUAUUCAAUCAGUUCUCACCCUUUUCAAUGUAAGCAAACUUUUUAUUGCACAUUGUUAUUUUUUCAGUAAAGCCGAUUUGUUUUGUGUUCUUAAUUUUCAAUGUUCUAUUGUUGAAUUAAAGGGCUAGUCCAUCCAACAACCAACAUGUCUUUAAUACUAUACCUAUCAUCCUUCCAACCUUCCACCUCUCCCGAAUAUCUGUUCUGUUGCUCUAAAGCAGCUAUGCCAUUUUUAGUUUUUUUUGCAUAAUUUACAAAGACAUGGGGUCAACCAAUCUGCUAUAAUAUUUCUAAUUCUUGAAAUGAUUUAUGCAAUUCUGAAAUUUUCUAGCAGCUUGGUGUUCGAUUUAACUGAUCACUUUGAUUAGUCAUUUAAUGCCAUUCAUAUUUUUGUUUUACAGAAAUUUAAAAGGCGACACUUGCUCUCAUAGAAUGCACCCACGGAGGUGGGCCAUGAUGGCCCUGUUAUUUGCUGGUGAGUAUCUUAUAGAAGAAAAAGGCAGUUACUAAGAAACAAUAUUCUCUUUCAUUUUUAUGCAUUUUGUUAAGCAAAUAUAAACCAUCAGGAAGGAGUCACUGUAUACAUAGGUGAAGAAUAGUUAAAAUGCUGUUGUUGGUAAUGCAUUGGCCAAGAUGUGGGUGUGGAAAGGCAAUACAUCUCCUGAAUCAGGUUGGCCUUAAUUGGUCAUGCAACUACUUUAGGUCUGACAUAUGAGUGAGGAUUUAUCAAUGUGUGCAAUAAAAGUGAUGCAAUAGGCUACAAACUGUGCCAAUCAGCAUGAAAACCAAUAAAAUCAGUAAGUGCAUUCUAUUGAUAAUUAAUUUGUUUUAUAACUUUACCGCAAUUUGCAGCUUAAAUUUAAUUUUAAUAAGUAUCCUCUCUUAUUCAUUAAAGUGGUCGGGGUGCAGUAUCCCAGGUUCCUUAACUGUCAUGCCAAACUUACCUUUCCCUAAUCGCUUCCUCUUCUCUCCCUCUUUCAAGAUCUGUUCUUUUUUUCCUAUCUAAUCUAGUUUUCUUUAAAACAUAAGGCAAAGUACGGACUACUUUGUCUUAUGUAUUUUUCCUACGCUUGACCAGCUCUUACCCACUUCCUGAGGGUCAAAUACAUUUUUCCACAAUACUCACCCUUUCCUCCGUGAUCUCUCAAUGCCUGCUUAAACCAACUAAUCAGAGCGCUCUGAGUCAAAUUGCAGGGCCUUGGAAGGCUUUCCCUGCCCUGCAGAGCUCAAGCUGCACGGUGCCCUCGCUGGGUGAAGAUGGAUUAUUUUUUUUUGCACUCGGGUCUUUUUUUAUUUUACACGUUCGACAGGCUUAAUGGAUUUUAAUUUGGCCUUUUUUGUGGUUGAAAAAAGUAAAAAAAAAAAAAAAGAAAAAGAAAUCAAAUGGUAAGCAUUUUUAUUUUUUUUAUUUACAGGUAUUUAGUUGUAUUGUUCCGCUUCACUAUUUUUAGGGUGAGGGGAGUAGUUAGGGCUUUAUUUUAUUUUUUAUGGGUAAGUGGGGUGACAUACGAACGGCGGCUACUGGCAUUUGGUGAUUUGUUCGGUUGUCGAACAGAAUACUGUUAGUAUGGGAGGUGAAUGCUAUUUACCGAACAACCAUGCGACCAGGGCAAAUAGCAGUAAAUCCAGGGACAAGGUGAUCUGUCCCACACACAAAAUCUGAGUAAAACAUAUGAAAUAACAGGGGGAAGGAUACGGACAGCCCAUAGAGGGAAUUAAGAGUAAUGUCCACAUGUUCAUUCUGCUACAAAUAGGUCCCCCCAUUGUCUUUUAGGCCCCAACCACUGCUCAUGGGUGGGGGCCGGGGGGAGGUAAUAGGUCCUCCCCCACCAUUGUCUUUUAGGGCCCCAGCCCCCCACCCACUGUUCAUGGGUGGUGGCCGGGGGGACAAUAGGUCUCCCCCAUUGGCUUUUAGGGCCCACACCCGCCGCUCAUGGGUGGGGGCCAGGGGUUCAAUAGGUCCCCCCCUCAUAGUCUUUUAGGGCCCCCACCCUCCACUCAUGGGUGGAGACCCGGGGGAAACAAUAGGUGUCGUCCCCCAACCACCACACAUGGUUGGGGGCCGGGGGGAGGCAGUAGGUCCUCCCCCCAUUCUCUUUUAGGGCCCACACCCACCGCUCAUGGGUGGGCCCCAGGGGGAUCAAUAGGUCCCCUCCUCAUAGUCUUUUAGGGCCCCCACCCGCCGCUCAUGGGUGGAGGCCCGUGGGAAAACAAUAGGUGUGUCACCCAACCGCCACUCAAUAGGCAAUAGGUCCUCCCCCCAUUGUCAUUUAGGGUCCCCACCAGCCGCUCAUGGGUGGGGGCCAAGAGGGAGUCCAAAAUGGAAAGUCUUGUGGGGUGUUCUUGGUUAGUGAGGAAGGAAAACUGGCAUCAGGGUCAUGGGCACCCAAGGCUCACUGAUGCAUACAGAAGAUCUACAGUUGCUCAUAUUCCUGAAAAACAUAAUGCUGGCCAUGAUAGAUAGGUGUCCAAUCAAACCAUGCAUCACAGUUUGCUGCGUAUGGGGCUGCUCAACUGUAGACCGGUCAAACUACCCAUAAUGACCACUGCUGAAAGCACCUUCAAUAGGGACAUGAGUGUCAGAUUUGGACCAUGGAGCAAUGGAAGAAGGUUACCUGGUCUGAUGAAUCAUGUUUUCUUUUAGAUCAGAUGGAUGGCCGGUUGUGUGUGCAUUGCUUUCAUGGCAAUGGUGUUCCCUGAUGACAGAGAUGCCUGCCACACUUGAAAAUUGUUCAGGAAAGGUUUGAGGAACAUGACAAAGAGUUCAAGGUGUUUCCUUGGUCUAAACAUUCCUCAGAUCUCAAUGUGCAUGAGCAUUUGUGCAGUGUUCUGGAAUAACAAAGCUGGGCAAUGCAAAUAGUGCUGCUAUUCCUUGCAGUUACCUUGAGUUUGUUUCCAAGACUGGGUAAUUUUAGCUUGUUUUCCUGUAUGUGUAAAUAAGUAUUUUUCCAGUCAUAAGUGUCCUUGAAAAAAAAUGUAAUUCAUAUGUAUAGAAUAUCAAAUUUGGAUAUAUCUUUUUUUUAAAUAUUAUAUAAUGUUGCUUUGUUUACAGUGUCAUUGGCAAAUACUACUGAUUUCUCAAGCACAGCUACUACCUCAAAUGAUUCAGCUUCAUCAUCAUUUACAUCAAAUGGGACCUCUGUAUCCAGUACAAUUCUACCAUUAUCAGAGACCUCAACUAACACAACUUCUUCAUUAUCUGAAUCAGCUAUUCUCAUUAACACAACUUCAUUAGCAGUAACUAUAUCUUCCACCAACUCUUUAGUACCAGCUUCAUUGUCCUCAACCAUUACAGAGUCACUACCAACUACAUUUGCCUCAACCAACACAGGAUCCUUAAUAGUUACAGCCUCCUCACCAAACUCAAAUUCCUUACCAGUCACAGACUCUUCAACCAGCACUGGUUCAUUGCCAGCCACAACUUCCUCAAACAAUAUAACUUCUUUACCAGUUUCAGAACCCUCAAACAACUCAACUUCCUUAACAGUCACAGCCUCCUUAGGCAAUACAACUUCCUUACCAGUUUCAUCCCUCUCAAACAACGCAACUUCCUUACCAGUCACAGCCUCCUCAAAUAAUACAACUUCCUUACAAGUCACAGACUCCUUAAACAAUGCAACUUCAUUACCAGUUUCAGCCCUCUCCAACAAUGCAACUUCCUUACCAGUCACAGCUUUCUCAAACAAUACAACUUCCUUACCAGUCACAGCCCCCUCAAACAAUACAACUUCCUUACCAGUCACAGCCUCCUCAAACAAUACAACUUCCUUACCGGUCACAGCCUCCUCAAACAAUUCAUCUUCCUUACCAGUCACAGCUUUCUCAGACAAUACAACUUCCUUACCAGUCACAGCCUCCUCAAACAAUGCAACUUCCUUACCAGUCACAUCUUCAAACAAUACAAUUUCCUUACCAGUCACAGCCCCCUCAAACAAUACAACUUCCUUACCAGUCACAGCUUUCCCAAACAAUACAGUUUCCUUACCAGUCACAGACUCCUCGAACAAUGCAACUUCCUUACCAGUUUCAGCCCCCUCAAACAAUGCAACUUCUUUGCCAGUCACAGCUUCCUCAAACAAUGCAACCUCCUUACCAGUCACGGCUUCCUCAAACAAUACAACUUCCUUACCAGUCACAGACCCCUCAAACAAUAUAACUUCCUUACCAUUCACAGCUUCCUCAAACAAUGCAACUUCCUUACCAGUAACAGCCCCCACAAACUAUACAGCUUCCUUACCAGUCACAGCUUCCUCAAACAAUACAACUUCCUUACCAGUCACAGCCUUCUCAAACAAUGCAACGUCCUUACCAGUCACUUACUCCUUAAACAAUGCAACUUCCUUACCAGUAACAGCCUUCUCAAACAAUGCAACUUCCUUACCUGUCACAGCUUCCUCAAACAAUACAACUUCGUUACCAGUCACAGCAUUCUCAAACAAUGCAACUUCGUUACCAGUCACAGCCUUCUUAAACAAUACAAUUUCCUUACCAGUAACAGCCUUCUCAAACAAUGCAGCUUCCUUACCAGUCACAGACCCCACAAACCAUACAGCUUCCUUACCAGCCACAUCCUCCUCAAACAAUGCAACUUCCUUACCUGUAACAGACCCCUCAAACAAUACAACUUCCUUACCAUUCACAGCUUCCUCAAACAAUACAACUUCCUUACCAGUCACAGCCUUCUCAAACAAUGCAACGUCCUUACCAGUCACUUACUCCUCAAACAAUGCAACUUCCUUACCAGUCACAGCCUCCUCAAACAAUACAACUUCCUUACCAUUCACAGCCUCCUCAAACAAUACAACUUCCUUACCAGUCACAGCCUUCUCAAACAAUGCAACGUCCUUACCAGUCACAGCCUCCUCAAACAAUGCAACGUCCUUACCAGUCACUUACUCCUCAAACAAUGCAACUUCCUUACCAGUCACAGCCUCCUCAAACAAUACAACUUCCUUACCAUUCACAGCUUCCUCAAACAAUACAACUUCCUUACCAGUCACAGCCUUCUCAAACAAUGCAACGUCCUUACCAGUCACUUACUCCUCAAACAAUGCAACUUCCUUACCUGUCACAGCCUUCUCAAACAAUGCAACUUCGUUACCAGUCACAGCCUUCUUAAACAAUACAAUUUCCUUACCAGUAACAGCCUUCUCAAACAAUGCAGCUUCCUUACCAGUCACAGACCCAACAAACCAUACAGCUUUCUUACCAGCCACAUCCUCCUCAAACAAUGCAACUUCCUUACCUGUAACAGCCCCCUCAAACAAUACAACUUCCUUACCAUUCACAGCUUCCUCAAACAAUACAACUUCCUUACCAGUCACAGCCUUCUCAAACAAUGCAACGUCCUUACCAGUCACUUACUCCUCAAACAAUGCAACUUCCUUACCUGUCACAGCCUUCUCAAACAAUGCAACUUCGUUACCAGUAACAGCCUUCUCAAACAAUGCAGCUUCCUUGCCAGUCACAGACCCCACAAACCAUACAGCUUCCUUACCAGCCACAUCCUCCUCAAACAAUGCAACUUCCUUACCGGUAGCAGCCCCCUCAAACAAUACAGCUUCCGUUCCAGUCACAGCUUCCUCAAACAAUACAACUUCGUUACCAGUCACAGCCUUCUCAAACAAUACAGCUUCCGUUCUAGUCACAGCUUCCUCAAACAAUGCAACUUCGUUACCAGUCACAGCCUUCUUAAACAAUGCAACUUCCUUACCAGUCUCAGCUCCCUCAAACAAUACAACUUCCUUACCAUUCACAGCUUCCUCAAACAAUGCAACUUUCUUACCAGUAACAGCCCCCACAAACCAUACAGCUUCCAUUCCAGUCACAGCUUCCUCAAACAAUACAACUUCCUUACCAGCCACAGCUUCCUCAAACAAUACAACUUCGUUACCAGUCACACCCUUCUCAAACUAUACAGCUUCCUUACCAGUCACACCUUCCUCAAACAAUACAACUUCCUUACCAGUCACAGCCUUCUCAAACAAUGCAACUGCGUUACCAGUCACAGCAUUCUUAAACAAUGCAACUUCCUUACCAGUAGCAGCUCCCACAAACCAUACAGCUUCCUUACCAUUCACAGCUUCCUCAAACAAUACAACUUCCUUACCAGUCACAGCUUCCUCAAACAAUACAACUUCCUUACCAGCCACAGCUUCCUCAAACAACGCAACUUCCUUACCAGUCACAGCUUCCUCAAACAAUGCAACUUCCUUACCAGUCACAGCUUCCUCAAACAAUGCAACUUCCUUACCAGUCACAGCUUUCUCAAACAAUACAACUUCCUUACCAGUCACAGCUUCCUCAAACAAUGCAACUUCCUUACCAGUCACAGCUUCCUCAAACAAUACAACUUCAUUACCAGUCACAGUCUCCUCAAACAAUGCAACUUCAUUACCAGUCACAGUCUCCUCAAACAAUGCAACUUCCUUACCAGGCACAGUCUCCUCAAACAAUGCAACUUCCUUACCAGUCACAGCCUCCUCAAACAAUGCAACUUCCUUACCAGUCACAGCCUUCUCAAACAAUACAACUCCCAUAGCAGUCACAGCCACAUCCAGUCGCACACUGUCAUUAACAGCUUCUUCAGGAUCAGUAAUCAGUAACACUACUACAGCUGGUACUACAUAUACCACAAUAGUAUCCACUACAAUUGCCACUGCUUCAGUCCCUUUGGAUUUUAGAAUUACCAGUAUUCAAUUUACGGACAACCUAACAAACCCUGAUUCUGACGAAUAUAAGUCACUGAAGAACAAUGUGGAAGAUGGGGUAAGGAUAUGGAAAGAUACAUGCUAAAGUAUAUUAUUUUAUCAUUUUAACAUUUAUACAUAUUAUAACCUGUGAAGUACAUGUAUGUGACAUUUAUUCCUCGUCGAUAGCCACAGAAGAGGCAAUCAUUAUGAGAUAGAGAGAGAGAGAGAUACCUAUAGACUGUAAGCUCGUUUGAGCCAGGUCCUCGUCAACCUAUCGUUCCUGUAAGUUUUCUUGUGAUUGUCCUAUUUAUAGUUAAAUCCCUCCCUUAUAAUAUUGUAAAGCGCUACAGAAUCUGUUUGUGCUAUAUAAAUGGCAAUAAUAAUUAUUAAUAAUAAUAAUAGAUUAAUAAAAAUAGAUAUUAACAUAAGAGGAUAUGUAUUCUCCCCUAAAAUUGGGCUGUUCACAUUUUUAGCACAGUUAGCAAAUCAGAAAGAAUUUUCAUUAGUCAUAUUCUAAUUGCUGUAACAUCCAUUAUAUUUUGUUAUUGGAACUAUCUAACUAUCCCUACAAUAGCAGAGGUUCUUUCACUAAUAUUUGAAAGUAAAUGUUAUGAAAUAGUCAACAGACAAUUUACACCAUUUCCAGAACUAAAACAGGAUUAAUGGGAAAAUAAUAUUAAAAAGAAACACCAAGUGUAAUGCAUUGUUUAGAUUAUUAAAAUCCAUGGUCUUUUUUACAAUUUUAUUUGUAUACACUAUAUUGUUAAACCUCUUUAAGUACAUAUUUUAUUGGUUAUCAAAUGUUUCAGAAUACAUUUAUUUUAGUUUUUCUAGCCAGAGAUCCCUAUAUUUUUCUUUCACUUUGAAAUAGUAACUUGGAACAUAUGAAUAGAUGUAAAACUAGGAAUGGCUUCUUUAAGAAAGAUUUCAUUGGUUACCCUUAUACAGUAUCUGUACCAUGAAAUAAUACCAUCUUUCGGCUAUCCAUUUGAAUUUGCAGAUGAAUAGCAGAUGUUGCACUUUUUUAUUUUUUUUAUUUUAUUCUUUAUUUUUGCUGUGUGUGAAAUAGCAUUCGUAUGUCAACAAUGCCGCAGCAGCAUUUGCAAACAGUUGAAGAAAAAAAAAAAAAAACAACCACAUAUUCGUUAACUGCUCUACAGCAUUCAGGUUAUAUGCACAAUUUUUGGUUAGUAAUACAGGCUAGGUACAAGCUGGGUAACUAUGUUUGUCAUAAGGAAUUAUUUUGUCGAUUAAUAACAGUAGUUUAAAAAUAGUGUUUAUGUAGAGUGUCGUCGCUUAAUUAGCAAGAUAUAUUCUGUCUCACUGUGGAGUCACUAUGUUAAACUUAAGCGUGUGUACAGUCGCUUUUAUAAGUUUAGUAGUUUAGUAAGGGUGCAAAUACAAUGAGAGAGUAGAAUGGCAUGUAGUGAACACAUUAAGCUUAACCGUCUGAGUGUAUUUCCAGUCGCGGUCAUUUGGGUAAGCAGGUCAAACACUAAGCGUGAAGUCCUGAGACUAGCCCAUCUGGAUCGUGUUAGUUUAUCUGGGCUUCUCGUUGUGUGUGCCCAGCAAGCGCGCGUCCCAGCGCCAUCGUGAAACAAGGCUGGUAUCUCUAGGUGCAGUCCCUGGGUUCCCAAUCUGUAGUGUCAGUCCACUCCGGUGUUUGGUAGGCGCCUCUUGUGCCCCAGUGGCGUCCUCCUGCGCUGUUUCGUUGGUCUGUGGCGGUGGUUAUGGUGACUUAGGUCCAGGCUGGAUUAUAUAGGUUGUUCCUGCUUGGGUGGAGGGUGAGUGGCUUGUUGUUUCUGUCCCUCUGGCUUGUUUCAGGUAGUUCUAGGCUCUAUUGGUCUAUGGGGGAAUGCUUUAUAAGGUUUGGUCAGUGGGGUUCCGCUUUGUGUAUGCCCCAUUUCUCCCUGCUUGAUUGAUGCCCCUGGCCUGUACCUUGAUUUGCCCAGUGUAGUUUACCAGCAUAGCCUUGGGACGGGCUGCCAUGGUGGUCUGACUGUUUCUCCUCAAGCAGUUCGAUCUUACAGGCCUUUUGCGCACAUGGCUGGCGGUGGCCAUCUUGUGGAGCUUUGCCCAGUGGAUUUCUCUGGCCAGGGCGGUUGUUUGGGCCCAGCUUAGGGUGGUGUGUGGUGCCCUUGCAGACCGGGAUAGCCCCCCCCCGGUCCAGAGGGGGGGGGGGAGCAACACGCCUGCCGGAGACCCGGGACAGCGUCCGUCUUGUCCCGGCUCAAGCUCCAGCGAGAACUUGUCCCUUGUCGGGUUUCUGUCGGUGCCGAGUAGGGUCUUGGGCUUUAUCCCCACGUACUCCUGUGUUUGGGGGUCGGAGUAGUCACCGUUGUGGCGCUAAGUUUGCGGUUGGCCCCCAAUUUGCUCCAAUUUUCAGGCCCUGGAGUGGGAGCUCAAACAGAGCACGUCUGAUCCCGUCGGCGGUCAAGCCCCGCCCCCGAUGUUGCACUUUUUAAUGCCAUUUUAAAACUUUAUUUUCAUUGUGCUACUUUUUGCUAUAAUUUUUUUUGUAGUAAUACUUUAUAAUUAUACCUUAUCUUUACAUAUCAUAUUUUCUUGCAGCUGACUCCUGUUUACAGAAGCAAAUUCAGUAACUUUCAAAGUGUCCGGGUCACAAACUUCAGGUAAUUAAGGAUUAACUUGGUUAUAAUGCUGAAAUAAAAAAUCUGAACAUCUGUAUAAAUUAUAUACGAUACAUUUCGGGUGGGAAAACAUGAGAAAUAAAGAUAAAAAAUUGUAAUAAAAAAUGUAGUUGAUGGUUAUAAAGCAUGAACUUUUUCCAUUGCACUUUAUAAUGGGUAAGAAUACAGAAAAGUAUUUGCAACAAGUCAUGUCCGUCAAACAUGAUCAAGAGAUAGUGAGGAUUCUACUCAAACAAGUUUAUAUUCUACAGGGAGAGAGGGUCUAUUUACACAACUAAUGGUUAACCGCAGUCUGUUAAAACUAAUGAUUGAUUGGUGGGUGCAUUCAUAAUUAAAAUAUUUAAAGAGAGUAGAAGAAGCUGUAAUUAGUGAAAACAAAUUCAAGAUAAGUCAAAGAAAAUGCCCACUCGCAAUUUGUUUUCCCUUCCUAAAGAAGUGGGGUAAAGGGUUACAUUUUCUUAAAAGGCGAAAGAAAGGGGAAAGGCUAUUUGGGCUGGAUAGGGAAUUUCGUAAGAACAAUGCAGCCCUAUAGAAGAAUUUUGUAAGAAUAGUCCAGACCUAGAGAAGUCUUGUUGGUGAGAGUCAGUGGGCAAAUGUGAACAGAGGAGGUCAAAAGAAAGGCAGAAGAUCAUAGAGUUUGGGAUGGGACAUAUUUGCUUUUUAUGGAAGAUCUGAAGUGUGGAGAGCUCACAUGAAUACAUAUAUUUAAAAUUAGAAUUAUUAAGCAAACAAUUUGUGUCAGUGUUAAUUUAUUAUUAUUUAAAAAAGAGUGGGCAGUUUUUAUAACUCAUAGAUGAAAUUUUGAAAUAUGCUGGUUGGUGCACUCAAUGUGAUAUGUAUCUUGUAUAUAUUAAUGACGUCUGUUUGCUACAACAAUUGUUGUUACUUAUUUUAGCCUUUAUCUGAGCCUAUAUCUGGUGCCUCCAGUCUCUGAUUUUAAGGAACCCACAGUAGGUAAUGAGAUAUUUUUGUUUAGACAUCCUCUCACCAAGCACAAAUGCUGGGAGUCUGGGUCUACUUGUGGGCCAACACAAUGAAGACUGAAAGUAAAAAAUAUUACAUAACCCAUUUAUGUUUAAAUGUCUUCUCAUUAAUAACCUCUUGUAACUUUUUUUUCUCAUAGUAAAGGCUCAGUGAUUGUUACCUCUGAGCUUCAAUUUAACGUCACAUCCGAAUCAGCACCCACUCCAGAUAACACAGUGCGUGCUAUGGUUAGCAGCCUAGGAAGUAAUUCAUCUGUUGGGACUUUUCAACUAGACCAAACCAGCAUCACUUCUAAAGGUAAGCGUGAUACCCCCUGGCUAAACCACAACCACUGUGUUUCAUGAUCAAAUAAGGAUAUAACAAUGUCCUACCCCAGAGUUCAGUGUUCUGGCAAGUUUCUAGCAUGGGCAUAGAUCAUGUGGUAUAAAUAUCUAUUGACUUAUAUAGCGCAUAAACAGGUUCUACUCCUAUGUGCUCAGCACAGGACAGACUGGAUAAAUUUUUGAUGGAUUUGCCUUUCUAAGAGGUACUCUUAAGGGGACAGUAUAUGCAACAUGAAUGGGUUACAUCCCUGUGAGGGUUUUAUUUUUAUUUUUUUGUCCAACAAUUCGGGUAUGAUUUUACAAAACAAAACAGUUCUCACCCAGAGAACCCUACAUUGGUAAUGGAGAAUUUACACUGAAAAAAAGCAUUUAAUGGUGUCCAUAACCUGUAGUGGCUAUGUUACUUCGAGCCCCUCAUUUAGGGUUUUGUGUUUUGAAGUGGUCAUGGUGCCUGGAGUUUGUAUGUGCAGAGUUUUUCUUUGAAGCCCUCCAAAUGCAGAAUUCAACCUCUUCACUGCUGAAGGGGUAACCUCACCUCCGGCUGUGUCAUUUUCCAGCCUGGAACAAGAGUCCUGGCUGAUUAAUGUCAGUUGUGCGCGUAGUAGGCAUCAGUUGUCAUUACGCACAGCAUGCUGAAGACCGGUGUAAAAUGGAAGCACGGCCCCCUCUUCCUACCGCCCAUAUCCUGGCCCUCCUCUUUCUAUAUCCCUCCAUUUGCAGCUAGGGGAGUGACAUCAGAGGAAGAGGGGAAUAUUUGGCCUCAUUAACAGAACCCAGGUAAGUUUUAGCUUUCUAUUUUAUUUUAUUUUUAAACCUCGACCGGGGGUAACAGGAUUUUCUUAAAACAUUGAUUUGUUAUUGGAGUACACAUUUAAAGAUAUCCUUAAAUGAUAUGUGUAUGUCCCUAGUCUUCAAUCAUUUAAGAAGGGCCUUAAAACCCAUCUCUUCAGGAAAGCUUAUGGCCUCCCAGAGUAAUCUCUACCUUACAUACCUGUCUCCUGCUCUCUCCUAUGGGACAGUGCUUUGCUCUCUCCUCCAGCUCUGCUUCACUCCUACUUGAUAUUUAUUGUCCUAAUGUUUCAAAUACCCCACCUCCAAUAGUCUGUAAGCUCGUUUGAGCAGGGUCCUCUUCAACCUAUUGUUCCUGUAAGUUUUCUUGUAAUUGUCCUAUUUAUUGUUACACCCCCCCUCUCAAAAUAUUGUAAAGCGCUACGGAAUCCGUUGGCGCUAUAUAAAUGGCGAUAAUAAUAAUAAUAAUAAUAUGCGCAAUAUUGUCCAUUUGUUUAAUACACAUGUUAUAUUUUUAUUUAUGCCCACAGAUGUCAAUAUAAGUAAUUUGUCUCCUCUCAAUGUAAGUGUCAGCUGUGUUCUUGUAAGACCAUUUAACGCGUCAGAAACAGGGGACCUGAAGACUCAGAUUGUGGCAUGGGUAUGUUAUGUUUCAGUAUUAAAGUAUAACACCUGGUAACAACCAAUCAAAACAUGGCUUAUUAGAAGCUCCACAGACAUUCUCUGAAAAGAAUUCCUAACGGAAUGAAUUUCCUACUCUGACUGAUUUAGAGACUUUGGGUUCUUUUCAAAUUGUAGGGAAUUACAGACUUUUAUUUUUAGAGAAAACUCUAAUUUGGCUACAGUCAUAGCUUGCCAGUUUUAGCUGAUAAAUUGCAAUUGGUUUUCAAGUAUGAAGAAAAUAAACUCCCAAAUUAACUGAACUAUCAAAACUAAUCAUCUUUAAACUGACCUAAAUUAGUAUUGGAUAUCGUGAAAUAGCUUCAAGCUCAUGAAUUUGCUCAGUGCCUCACUGUAGAACAUUUCCAAAGUGAGUAGCAUAUAUAAAUAAAAUAAACAAUUGCUUACAAUAUUUACAUUCCAGGAUUUAAAUGUUUGACACUGACAUCCACUUGAGCAGGGGCACCCAAGAGGUAGAUCCCCAGAUGUUUUAAGACUACAGCUUCCAUGACACUUUGUCGUUCUAAAGGCAUGUGAAGCAUUGUGGGACUUGUAGUUUUAUCAUAUCUGGGGAUCUAUCUUUUUGGCACUCCUGCACUAGAGGCUCUCCCUCCGAAAAAUAGCCAAGUAAAACUGCUUUUUCUAUCAGUUGGUCUCAAAGAGGGAUGAUUAAUGCCUCCAUCAACCUGACUAGCUGGAAUGCUUCACACAGACUAUACACAUAUCUUACCUGCAAAUGGCUCUGUCAAAAGACAUAAACAUGUUUUUAAAAAAUGGUAACAUUUUGAAAAUAUGUUUAAAGUGACACUCUCUGGACCCCUGAGAAAAGGUUCAUAUGUGAAGAGUGUGUUUUGUUUUAUUCAUUUUACAAAAAGUGCAUUUUCCAAUAAAACUAGGCAGUUUUAAUAAUUAACCUUUUUACACCUCAUGGCUUUCAAUCAGCCAAUCGGUUAUGUUACCAUACGUAUCCUGUUGGCACUCAGUAUACAAGCAUAACAGGUCUUCUAUAGUAUCAAUGGGAAAUGGGAAUAUGUUUUGUAUGAAGUAACAAUAUUGAGAAAAUGACUGUUACUUUUGUUUCUCCAGGUGCAGCCAAUUUUACUAAACCUUCUCAAUGGUACAACUGUCUCCACCAUAUUUCUAACCGAGUAAGUGAUACAUAUUCAAGUUCUGUUUGUUAAAAGAUGUUAACCCUGUAAUGUCUGCAUUGUAAAAACACCAAUAUUUCACUGGUCUGAAAACUAGAAAGACAAUGUCCUGUCCAAAAUCUAUCCUGGAAAACAUGUUUAUAAGUAAAUAUAUAGAUAUCUGUUAGUUACCUUUUUUCUAGCACAGAGGUUAAGUCUGUGCAGCCGCCCUCUCCAACACCUUUUUCUACUUUUUGUCCAAUACAGUGCUUCUGUUAGUGUCGAGAAGUGAGUCUGACUUGCUUGUCACAGAGGAAGCACCAUCUUGUAACUUUCAGUGUAACAGUUUAAGCCUUGUAAUGGAAACAUUGCCAUAUCCCUAAAACAGCAAUGCUUUACAUUGCGGGAACAAAACAUCAGGGGCACUGCACCCAUGUCACUUCACUGAGAUAAAGUGGUCUACAGUGGUCUACAGUGUCCUUGUAAAACAAUGUCCCCCUUUACUUUGAAUCAAAAAUGUCCUUUAAGCCAUACUGGCCCGAUCGUACUGCAUAAGGCAGAACCGUAUAAGUGUAUGAUAUUAGAUCUUUUGAAACACUAGGUAAUUAUAACAAAGGAGGAAGCAGUAGGUCUAGGCCAGUGGCGCCCACACGGUAGAUCCCCAGAUGUUGUAGAGCUAGAACUCUGCAAACCUUUGGAAUGCCUUUAGAAUGGCAAUAGCUAUAGUUUUAAAACAUCCCGGGAUCUACUUUUCAGGCAUCGCUGGUCUCGGGCUGGCAAUAAUUAAAUCUUGAUAACAUUGUCUGUAAUACAGAGAGUAAAUGCAUUUUUACGUUUUAUUUUGAAUCAUUUCAGGAAUUCUAGUGGCUGGACCAAUUUUACUGCAUACUUUGCUGUUAACACCCUCCAGCUAUUGAAUAACACUGAUGCUCUGACUACAACUUUAUCAUCUAGAGGAAAUAUUUCCAUUAUACCAGCCAGUCUAACCAUCCAAGGUGAGAUAUUUUGAAUGUCACAGUGUUUUGCUCUCACCACAGUGAAGCAUGUACUCUAACUGGCUUAUACAUUUUAAUAGGGAGCACUUUGACUUUCAAUACUAUUACCAUUGAACCUGGAUUUCUCAACGUGACUCAAACAUCCGACCUCACUAGUAGAAACAGUAGCGGGUUCCAGAAUCUUUCCAAUCUUAUACAGAAAUCGGUAAGCAUCAUAAAAGUAAAUGACUGAAUUUUACCAAAUAGUACUAUAUUUAAAUUGAAUCUGCUAUGUGCAUUUCUGUUUCCUUCAAUGAGCUAUCGUAACAGUGUUCCUUAUUCGCUUCCAAUCUAAUCAGCUGUCAGGCUCAUCCAGGGGUCCUUUAAGGGACACUAGUCGCGUCCACUACAGCUUAAUAUAGUCAGUUCCUGCAGGCUCUCUGCAGAGAAAAGUCAGUGUUUACAUUGCUCCCUAGGGACACCUCCAGUGGCAUAGGAUUAUUUAUAUAGGUUUGCAGUUCAGUCUCUUUGGAUUAGAGGUUGUACUGCAGUAACAGAUCUUUUAUGAUAGAUGCCAAUAUAAUCUGGAAUAUUUGUAAAUCCAAUGUAGGAGUAACGCCGGUAGCAAUAAAUUAAAGUUCAAUAUAGCUUUAAGCAGGUUGGAAGUCAAGUAGGAAUGUAGGGUUGUUCAGGCUGGUAUGGUGCAGGUUUGUAAAUAAAGGAGGAAUGUAGAGUUGUUUAGCCAAGUCUGGAGCAGUUUGGGGAGUAAAGCAGGUUUUGAAGCCAAUAAGGUAAGUCCACAGGUUAUAACAUUGGAGCCAGGAUUUGAAGUCUUUCACGCAAACAUCAACUUCAAUGUCAAGGCCAUGAGGUGAGUUGGGUGUGACCUUUUAUAGGAUCUGAAUUAGUCAAGGCAGGAGAGGAUGAGAUGGGAAUCUCUGUGCUAGAGGUUAGGGAGGCCACUAGUGGCAAAUUAAAUCAGUGCAGGAACUUUGUUUUUAAAGGAACAGAAUAAACAGAACAACAAGUCUUGUUUGUCAUGAUAGGAUCCUGACACAAUGGAAGAUCAGACAAAUUCGGUUUCUUGAGGCACUCUAUUUUUGGACAAUUGAUAUCAAGCAGAAGAAACCAUCAUUACGUCUAUCAACACACUACACAUAUCUAGAUUUACAAUGUAACUAUCCCGUUGUGACAAGGGGCUGGACAACUAAAUUCUUAAAGGAUCACUAUAGGGUCAGGAACACAAACAUGUAUUCCUGACCCUAUAGUGCUACACCCACCAUGUAGGUUCUCUGAAAAGGCAGUGUUUACAUGAAAAUGCCUGACGGGAGCUAUUAUACUCACCAGAACAACUACAUUAAGCUGUCAUUGUUCUGGUGACUAUAGUGUCCCUUUAAAUACGUUGGCAGUUCUCACAAGUCAAUUGUCAUGAAGGUGUUAUAAAGUAACGGUUAUUGAAAUAUAUUAUACAAUAGGUUAGCUAUAAUAUUAUUAAUAAUAUAUAUAUAUAUAUAUAUAUAUAAAACAGUUUCUUCUGGAGCAAAUUACCAGCAUUUCAAAAUAACAUUAGAGGGUUCUAAUCUGUUAAAUGAAUCUGUUGUGUUAGCCAGGAUCUAGAAAUGCAAGUUAGAUGACUUGUAGAAUAAGUUCUGUCCUUUAAAUGCUUAUACAGUUUUCUUCUCUCAUAGUUCAAGAACAUAUUUGGCAGUGAUUUAGUGGAGCCCGUUGUAACCAGCUAUAGGUAUGUAUCUUAUUAAUUUAAUUCGCAAGAGUCAUUUCUUUUUUAAAACUGCGCAAAUUAUUCUAAUUAUAUAUAUAUAUAAAUUAUAUAAUGAUAUAUAUCAUUAUCAAUGUUAUGUCCGUCCAACUGGACAAAAUUGAUUGGUUGACAGCAUGUCACGCACUAAGAGGAAUGCUGCCGUUCUCCUACCUGUCCAGUCGCCGCCCGUCGGGUCCACGUGGUUAUGGGAAUGCCGCCCAUCACUCACCCCUAAUGGUGGCUCCUCCUCCUCUCACAGCGGCCGGGUCUGUAAACAUUACAGAUGACGGCCACUGCAGCUUUCAAGAAUUUAAGGGGGUUUAUGCUUAACCCUUAAAUUGCCAGAUCAAUUUUUAUCUUUCAGGUGUAUCACACACACGCCCUCGAUCACAUGCUUCCCUGUAGCCAAUCAGGGAGCACAUUGGACUAUAUAAGCCUGUUUUGUCUAUUUCUCUGUGCCCUGUCAUGGUUUCCAUUGUGAUUAUCCAAGAGCGCGUUCCUUAUAUUGAUUCUUGUGUAUUUGACCUUAGCUUCCCUUUUGACUAUCCGAUCUCUGUAUUCCUUGACCUUUGAUUUGACUCCUGACUAUUCUGAAUUCUCCAUUCUUUGACUCGUGGCUUGUUCAUCGUUUCUGUUAUUUAUACGUCUUGUCUUUAUCCUGUCUUGUGUUUUUUUUUCCUUUAUACGUUAAAUCCGGCCAUUCUAAGGUCCAGUAAAAUGUCAUAGGAAUUUUUUUCAUAUCUAUUUUCUUCAUAAAUUCUGCGUGUUGGGCAUCAGCUAUUCCUGACACAGCGCUAGGGGUGGUUUAGCCCCAAGCUCUCAGCUAAUCUUUGUUGCCAUUGACACGUAUAAUGCAGAAAUGUUAAAUGUUUACUCCAAACACCAUAACCACUACUGUCUACUAUAGUGGAGUAUCUUGGCAAUAUUCCCCAGUAAAAUUGGCAAACUGUUUCAAAACAGUUGGCCCCCCCAUUAACCUGGUACCGCUGGGCUCUGACAGUCCAAUGAUGGCGGUUAAACCACAUCCAGCUUUUGCAGAGUUACAGAUGCUAGAUGCUGGUCCAGUCAGCAAGUCAUUGGCUAAAUAUCAGCUGAUCACUCUCGUCCAAUGAAUGACAUUCUGUGCAUAGAAAUAUGCACACACCUAUGCUGGCUAAUGAUUUCCCAGUGAUGCUGUUAGAGGUAGAGUCACACAUCCGUCAGAAAAGGGGUUAAACUUCGUAGGUGCCAUUUUUUAUAGCAAAACACUGACACACAUACAGAUUCCAAACACCAUCACCACUUCAAAUCAUUAAAUUGGUCAUGGUGCCUGGAGUAACUCUUUAAUUGUGCAUUAUCAAUAUCCCCAAGAUAGGGAUGGUCUCUGGACAUUUUUAGAUGGUUUGAUAUAAACUGAGAGAUGGCACAAGGGGACUCUAGAAAUUCUUGAUGGAAACCAAGUUUUAACAAUUCCAUCGUGACAAUGAGCUAGAGCCAGGAGUAGGCAACCUUCGGCACUCCAGAUGUUUUGGACUACAUCUCCCACAAUGCUGUUAUAGCCAUAAUGCUGGUAAAACAUCAUGGGAUGUGUAGUCUACAACAUUUGGAGUGCAGGAGGUCACCUGACGCUAAGUUAGACCAAUUCUAUUAUAUAUACUGGCAGCUUCUCUGUGUAGUGAAAACACAGCAGCAUGUAACUUUAUAUAACUUUAUUCAUUACCCACAGGUUAUUGCUCAGUGAUGUUUUGGCCUCUGUGGAUCUUUACUUCCAAAGUAGUGUGAAUAGAACUACGGUUGUAGCUAAAACAGUAGCCAGUGGAGCAGCGUUCACAAACAAUGGUCUCACAUUGGACCCUUUAACAUUAUCUCCUCAAGGUGAGUCAAUACGCAGAGAUUCAGUAUGGUUUGCGUGAUAUUUGUGUUGGAAAAUAAUACCCCAAAAUAUUGGUGAACACCUGGGGUAUGUAGAACCAUUUCUAGCAUGUGCAUAAAUCAUAUGGUAUAUAGCUAUUGACUUAAAGAGCACUUAUAGAGCUACUUCUUUGUACUUGGCACAGGACAGACAGGAUAAACGUUUGAUGAAUUUGCUUUUUUAAGAGGUAUUGUAAAGGGGCAGUUUAUGCAACGAAUGGGUGAGAGCCCCUUGUUUUUGUUUUCAAACAAUUUGGGCACAAUUUUACAAAACAAAACGUACCCAGAGAAACCUACAUUGCUAAUGGAGAAUUUACACUGAAAAAAAUCAUGUGACGGUGUCCAUACCCUGUUGUGGUUAUGUUACUACUAGCCCCCCAUUUAAGGAUUGGUGUUUUGAAGUGGUCAUGCUGCCUGGUGUCUUUAUGAGCAGAGUUUCGCUAUGAAGCCCUGCACAUGCAGAUUUUAACCCAUUUGCUGCUGAAGGGUUACCUCCCCCUCUGGCAGUGUCAUUUGCCAGUCUGGAACAACAGUGCUUGGCUGGUUAAUGUCAGUUGUGUGCGUAUUAGAAAUCAAUUGUCAGUACAAAGCGUGCUGAAGACAGUCAUAAAAUGGAGACACGGCCCCAUCUCCAUGCCACACAUAUCCUGCCCUAAGCCCCUCCUCUAUAUCUCUCCCACUGCAACUAAUGACAUCAGAGGAAGAGGGUUAGGCAGAGGGGAAAAUGUGGCCUCAUUAAUGGAGCAAGGGUACUUUUUAGCUUUCUAUUUUAGUUUAUUUUUGAACUUCGACCAGGGGGGUAACAUGAUUUUCUUAAAACACUGAUUUUUUUAUGGAGUACCACUUUAAAGAUAUCCUUAAAUGAUAUGUGUAUGUAUUCACAAUAUUGUCCAUUAGUUCAAUACAAAUGUUGUAUUUUUUUAUUCCCACAGAUGUCAAUAUAAGUACAACUUCCUUACCACUCACAGCUUUGUCAAACAAUACAACAUCCAUACCAGUUUCAGCUUCCUCAAGCAAUACUACUUCUAUACCAGUCACAGCUUCCUCAAACAAUACAACUUUCAUACCAGUCACAGCUUCCUCAAACAAUGCAACUUCCUUAUUUGUGACAACCUCCUCCAACAAUGCAACUUCUACAGCAGUCACAGCUUCCUCAAACAAUGCAACUUCCUUACCAGUCAUAUCUUCAAACACUAUAACUUCCUUACCAGUCCCAACUUCCUCAAACAAUACAACUUCCUUACCAGUCACAGCUUUCUCAAACAAUACAACUUCCUUCCCAUUCAUACCUUCCUCAAACAAUGCAACUUCCUUACCAGUCACAUCUUCCUCAAACAAUACAACUUCCUUACCAGUCACAGCCCCCUCCAACACUGCAACUUCUAUACCAUUCACAGCUUCCUCAAACAAUGCAACUUCCUUACCAGUCCCAACUUUCUCAAACAAUACAUCUUCCUUACCAUUCACAGCUUCCUCAAACAAUGCAACUUCCUUACCAGUCCCAACUUCCUCAAACAAUACAACUUCCUUACCAGUAACAGCUUUCUCAAACAAUACAACUUCCUUACCAUUCACAGCUUCCUCAAACAAUACAACUUCCUUACCAGUCACAGCCCCCUCCAACACUGCAACUUCUAUACCAUUCACAGCUUCAUCAAACAAUGCAACUUCCUUACCAGUUCCAACUUCUUCAAACAAUACAACUUCCUUACCAGUCCCAGCUUCUUCAAACAAUACAACUUCCUUACCAUUCACAGCUUCCUCAAACAAUGCAACUUCCUUACCAGUCCCAACUUCUUCAAACAAUACAACUUCCUUACCAGUAACAGCUUUCUCAAACAAUACAACUUCCUUACCAGUCACAGCCCCCUCCAACACUGCAACUUCUAUACCAUUCACAGCUUCCUCAAACAAUACAACUUCCUUACCAGUCACAGCCCCCUCCAACACUGCAACUUCUAUACCAUUCACAGCUUCCUCAAACAAUGCAACUUCCUUACCAGUCCCAACUUCCUCAAACAAUACAACUUCCUUACCAGUCACAGCUUCCUCAAACAAUGCAACUUCCUUACCAUUCACAGCUUCCUCAAACAAUACAACUUCCUUACCAUUCACAGCUUCCUCAAACAAUGCAACUUCCUUACCAGUCCCAAUUUCCUCAAACAAUACAACGUCCUUACCAGUCACAGCUUCCUCAAACAAUACAACUUCCUUACCAGUCACAGCUUCCUCAAACAAUACAACUUCCUUACCAGUCACCGCCCCCUCCAACACUGCAACUUCUAUACCAUUCACAGCUUCCUCAAAUAAUGCAACUUCCUUACCAGUCCCAGCUUCCUCAAACAACGCAACUUCCUUACCAGUCCCAACUUCCUCAAACAAUACAACUUCCUUACCAUUCACAGCUUCCUCAAACAAUGCAACUUCCUUACCAGUCCCAACUUCCUCAAACAAUACAACUUCCUUGCCAGUCACAACUUCCUCAAACAAUACAACUUCCUUACCAGUCACAGCCUCCUCAAACAAUACAACUUCCUUACCAGUCACAGCUUCCACAAACAAUGCAACUUCCUUACCAGUCACAGCCUCCUCAAACAAUACAACUUCCUUACCAGUCACAGCUUCCACAAACAAUGCAACUUCCUUACCAGUCACAGCCUCCUCAAACAAUACAACUUCCUUACCAGUCACAGCUUCCACAAACAAUGCAACUUCCUUACCAGUCACAGCUUCCUCAAACAAUACAACUUCCUUACCAGUUACAGCCUCUCCCAGUAGCACACUGUCAUUAACAGCUUCUUCGGGAUCAGUAAUCAGUAACACUACUACAGCUGGUACUACAUAUACCACAAUAGUAUCCACUACAAUCGCCACUGCUUCGGUGCCUUUGGAUUUUAGAAUUACCAAUAUUCUAUUUAUGGACAACCUAACAAACCCUGAUUCUGACGAAUAUAAGUCACUGAAGAACAAUGUGGAAGAUAGGGUAAGGAUAUGAAAAGAUACAUGCUAAAGUAUAUUAUUUUAUAAUUUUAACAUUUAUACAUAAUAUAACAUGUGAAGUACAUGUAUGUGACAUUUAUUCCUUGUUGAUAGCCACAGAAGAGGCAAUCAUUAUGAGAUAGAUACCUAUAGACUGUAAGCUUGUUUGAGCAGUGUCCUCUUCAACCUAUCGUUCUUGUAAGUUUUCUUGUAAUUGUCCUACGUAUAGUUAAAUCCCCCCUUUUAUAAUAUUGUAAAGUGCUACAGAAUCUGCUGGUUCUAUAUAAAUGACAAUAGUAAUAAGAAUAGAUAAAUAUAGAUAUUAAAAAGGAAAAAGAGUAAGCGCUAAAUAACAGAGAAGCUGCAACCUAUAGAUGGAAUCCCUCAAAAACCCCUCAAAGAUAAUAAAGAUAAAAAACAGAUAAAAAUUUAUCUGUUUUUUAAAUAUAGAUAUUAACAUAAGAGGAUGUGUAUUCUCCCCUAAAAUUGGGCUGUUCGGAUUUUUAACACAGUUAGCAAAUCAGAAAGAAUUUUCAUUAGUCAUAUUCUAAUUGCUGUAACAUCCAUUAUAUUUUGUUAUUGGAACUAUCCCUACAAUAGCAGAGGUUCUUUCACUAAUAUUUGAAAGUAAAUGUUAUGAGCUAGUCAGCAGACAAUUUACACCAUUUCCAGAACUAAAAACAGGAUUAAUGGGAAAAUAAUAUUAAAAAGAAACACCAAGUGUAAUGCAUUGUUUAGAUUAUUAAAAUCCAUGGUCUUUAUUACAUUUUUAUUUGUAUACAUUAUAUUGUUAAACCUCUUUAAGUACACAUUGUAUUGGUUAUCAAAUGUUUCAGAAUAUAUUUAUUUUAGUUUUUCUAGCUGGAGAUCCCUAUAUUUUUCCUGUAAUAUUUUUCUUUCAUUUUUGAUAUAAUAAUGUGAAUAGAUGUAAAACUAGACAUGGCUUUUUAAAGAAAGAUUUAAUUGGUUACUCUUAUAUGGUAUCUGCACCAUGAAAUAAUACCAUCUUUCAGCUUUCCAUUUGAAUUUGCAGAUGAAUAGCAGAUGUUGCACUUUUUAAUGCCAUUUUAAAACUUUUUUUUAUUGUGCUACAUUUUUGCUAUUAUUUAUUUGUAGUAAUACUUUAUAAUUAUACCUUAUCUUUACAUAUCAUAUUUUCUUGCAGCUGACUCCUGUUUACAGAAGCAAAUUCAGUAACUUCAAAAGUGUCCGGGUCACAAAUUUCAGGUAAGUAAGGAUUAACUUGAUGGUUAUAAUGCUGAAAUAAAAAAUCUGAACAUCUGUAUAAAUUAUUUGUGCUCGGAAUUUAAUACGUAAUGGAUAGUAUCUGAAAGGGCAAAGUUGGUUGUGGUGUGCCGAAACCAACAUACAAGUGGGCCUGUAAAUAAAAGAGGGCAAAAGAGAAGUUCGAGAAAAUACAUACUUUAUUGCCUUUUUUACAUAACCAAGUUCCUGAAAGCUUGACAAAGCUCUUUUUCUGGUUGCGGUAUAUAAGUAUGAUAUAUGGAGGAUUUCCAACGACCCAGUCUCUUGAUGAUGUGGACUGGGGUGUUUGUGCUAGAGGCUGAUGAAGCGGCUCCUAUGCGGAAUGAGUGCCCGGAAAAUGAAGCCGGAUUGUAACCCAGUUUGGAUAGUAGUGUCCUGACGAGUGUCGUGAAUUUAGCCGUGGUGAGCGGGUGCCCUUGUAGUGAUAAGAGUGGCGAGUCUGGUAAGUGCGCGUGAUGGGUUGACCAUAGGUGAUCUAGCGCUUUGACCGGACACCAGGCAUUAUCGGUAGGGAAGAGAGGAAUUAUGGUGGGGUGUUGUGAGUGGUUAGUUUUAGUUGAUGGGAUCGUAAGUAGGUAGUGAUCCUCCACCUUAGUGAGGUGUGAUGUUUUUAGGCUGUGCGUGAUAUCUCCUUGACAAGCAACGGUGAACUCUCUGGGUCUGAGAAAACCGUAGAAAGCAAGAUAAAUAGCGGAUUUGAUGACCAGGUUUGUGUUGGGAUCGAACGGGGAUUCAUCAAGGAGAUUGCUAAGUGAUCUAAAGAUGGGUCCGUCUAUAGGUAGUCUAGUAGUGGUGAGUGGGACCGAAACCUUUAAUAUAACUUUCAGGACCUUUUUAAUGGGAUAUGAUGACAAGAAGGGGGUGUUGUUAGGAAAAUUGGAGAGGCUAUGGUGCUGAACCCCGGUGAGGUAAAGUUUAAUGGUGUUGUGAGAAAGUUUAAGAUGUAAGUGGCAGAAAGAGGCAAAAGCCACCAUGGUUUGUGUAGAGAAGUGGCCUUGUAAACCGAAUUCUGCAGUAAAUUUGUUAAAAAUGGUAAGUGCCCUAUUGUAUGAGAUAGUUGUGUUGGGUGAUAGUGCUUGGUGAAUGAGAGUCCUAGCGUGGUGCAUAAGUGUGCUUAAUCCAGGAUUAGCUCGUGAAAUCGUGGUGUCCUGGAUGGCUGGUGGUGAGCCGUAGGGAGUGCCUGGAAGAAUACCUGGAAUUGAGAGCGAGAAAGAGCAUCAGCAGCCGUGUUGUGGGUGCCCGGGAUGUGAAAACAAACUAUAUGAAACUGGACGGUUGCUGCCAGCCAGGUCAGCUUGCGAAUCAGCCGCAUGAUGGUAAGGGACGAUGAGCGCCCUUUGUUUAUGAAUUUGCAAGCCGCCGAGUUAUCAGAAUAGCAUUUUACUGCCAUGCCGGACCAGAGAUGACCCCAGGUGUGUGCGGCCGCCGCGAUUGGAUACAUUUCGAAAAGGGCUGAGGUCUCCCUGAAUCCUGGCAAGGCAUCCGUCUCAGCGGGCCAGUGACCCCUGAACCAGUGGUUCCCGAAGAUGGCUGCGAAACCUGUGUUGGCUGCAGCGUCUGUGUGGAUGAUGGGUGAACAAGUGGAGAGAGGGGAGAUAAACAUGAAGAUACCAUUCCAAUCUGCCAAAAACUUCCCCCACAUAGCUAAGUCGGCCUUUGUGUGGGGGUCCAAAGAAACUGAGUCCGGUACUCCGUGGAGCAGGCAAAGAAGCCUAGAUAUAAAAGACCUUCCCUGUGGGAUGAUGCGCAUGGUGAAGUUAAGGGAUCCCAGAAGGGACUGAAGUUCCCUUCUGGUGCUAACUUCCUUCCGCGGGAACAUGUCUAUCUCCCCUCUCAAGCGGAACAGUUUGUCUUGGGGAAGGCUAGCUUUUUAGGGUAACAGUCUAGCUCUAUCCCCAAAAAGGUUAAUUUAGUUGUGGGGCCAAUUGUUUUUGAUGGCGACAAUGGUACACCAAGUGUGGAAAAAAGUGCUGUAGUACUGCUGAUAGUGGUAAGAAGUCGUCUAAGUAAUGGAUAACAGAGUGACACCUGAGGACAUUCAGAAGCAGCCAGCAUAGUGUUUCAGCAAAGAUAUCGAACAGUUUGGGGCUGCUUCUAGAACCGAAAGUGAGUCGAGUGGAGAAGUAGUACUUUUCUCGCCAUUUAACACCGUGCAAGUGCCAGAGUGAGGGGUGUAUGGGUAGUAAUUUGAAAGCGUUUGUGAUGUCCAUUUUAGUGCGCCAGGAGGAAAACGGUGAGGAGGUGAAGGGGCCGAUCAUGAAACCGUUGGUAAUUUCUGCGGAAAGGAGGGUAUCUGUGGAGAUUGGAUCUUGGCAUGCUGACAAUAAAUUGAGACAUACCAGUGUGAAACCGUGAAAAAACGCUGAGUGAAUCCAGUGGUCAGAUAUUCCGCCAAAUGUCUGCUAGGGUGUGUUCUGCCGGGCACAUGGUCUUGGUAUGUGCCCUAAAGCAUAUAGAACAGAUGUGCAGCAAUCUACAGGCGCUGAAACUGCAGGAGCCUGCGUUGAAAUUAUUGCACACCUGAGCUUUACCUAGGAAGGAGAUGGGCCUACCCAGCUUAUCACAUAGACCGUCCGCUGAUUUGUUGUGAGGGGUGAAAAUGGGAUUAGGGGUGGGAGUGGAGGUGGUGGGAUAGGCUUCUGAAGGACAUAAGUCUGCCGUAUGAGAUGCAGAGUUACAUACGGCGUAAGAUGGGGGCCUGAGACCAGUGAAGUGGCGACAGAAUAGUUCUGUGUCCAUCUGACACCAGUUAAUUCUGACAUUGAACUGUUUCAGAUGGGUCGCCACCUUCGCUGAUACCGACUUAUGAUAGUCGUAAAAAGAGGAGCCCCCAUACUUGAUACCUAAAGCCACCACCUUGUGGAGGUAGAGGUCUAGCUCUUCUCUUCUGUGGGGAUACACCGUGCAGAUGACAUCACGGUAUAUCCCAAAGGCAAUCACGAACUGAGGUAUGGUUAGUUUUUUAUUGAGUCUGGGGUCUCUAGUCUUAAGCACCACUGAGAUGUCCCCGUAAUUGUAUGCCCUGUUCUCCAGUAUGUCUUGGGAUGCUAUAAGCAGAGACACCAGACACACGUCCUUCCCAUCUAGGAUUUCUUUCCUGAUGGAGUCUGGGACGGAGUGAGCUGGUGACUCGAAAGGAGAAGUAGCUGUGGCUGGUGCUGGAGGAGGGAGUAUGGGGGGGUACAACAGGGACCGCCGGGGUGGCGACUGGGAGGCCCGGGGUAUUACCUGGGGAGGCGAUGGCGCUCUCCACCUUAGAUAGCCUGUUGUUUAAAGUCUGUAAGUUGGCCAAGAUUGCUGCUAGGGUAUCCUGGGUGGACGUGCCAGCGCUGUCCUUGAGAGCUAGUGCCUGGCCUAGGUUCAGGGGCUUGGUAGGUGAGCAGUCUGUAGAGUUCCGCCUUUGUAGCUGUAUCUGGAAAGGGGAUUCCCCUGAGCCUAAGUUUGGCCUUAAUUUUAGGGAUAGUCCAUGCUCUCAAGGACGUGGGAGUUGAGGGGGUGAGAGAUUCGCAUGGAGACUCUGGUCUGAUGGACGUAAACGGGAUCUCCUCUGGCAACUCUUCGAUGGGGGCUGGUUCUUGAGACAUUCUAAAAAUGAUUCAGUGAAUUAAAUAUUAGAAGGUGAGUAGGGGAACCGGGAGGGAUAUGAGGGGGGUAUUUUAUGAACUGGCCUGUAAUGCUAAUGCCGAAGCAAAAAACGUAACUGUGAAUUUGAUAGGUGAGGCCCUGCUAAUGCCAAGUGGCGGUGAGAGGCUCUACCUAUGAUUUGGCUUAGAGAAAUCGUGGCCACAGACGUGGUGGCGGGGUGUUGGCCUCUCGGUGACUGUAAAGAGAUUCAAACAUGUGGCCGUGACAGGUGAGGCCCUGACUACAGCCCUGUAGUAGGGCAGGCGAGGCAUAUAACUAUGAUUUGGGCGUGGGGCUGUACCUCUGUGUUGAGGUGGGAGAUGGCCUCGCUGGACGUUUUUUUUUUCUUAUUAGGGUGAACUAGCCUAGACCCUGCAAGCCAGUUCACAUGUAUACUAAAGGUUGAAUGGUAAUUCUGGUGUAAUGUGUGGAUACUAACCUUGAAGGGUUUAUAAUAGAGAGCUGGAACCUUCAAAUUUUUAUAUGUAGCGAGUCUUGACUGCUGCUGUCCUCGUAGAAGAAGCCUAAGGAUUAAGACGGAUGUUGAUGUAUUUAUGCGUAACGUGGUGGCGUAUGAUUUGUGGUAAGGAUUGACUGAUAGGAGCGCGACGUGAGAUCCUGAAGUGAGGGAUCUGAAUGGUUAUACUACGAAUGAGGCGAGUUUACGUUAUAGAGAGAGGCUGAUUGAGGCCUUGAGGUAGUGAAUGCCGUAACGAAUAAGGAUGUAAGUACCUGGUAGUGUGGCUGAGUACCGGGUUAGGUAGGUUGGUAAUUUCUUGCCUGAUGGCAGUAUGACAGUAUUCCUGGUUAAGAAAAAAGGAGAGAAUUUUAAAACAAAGGACGUAGGACCAAGAGUUAGUCGUAAUGAAUCGAGACCGCGUUAGGUCUUGUAUGAAAAAGUCCUGUAAUGAGUAGAGAAAUAUAUCUUGAUUUGUUAUAUGGGUACUGGGAUGAGCGUAACUGGUGUUCCUUCGUAGAAACCGGUGGAGGCCUAGAAGAAUUCUGGAGCUAAGGAUUAAAUCCAUUAAAUAUUUAACUGUGAUUUCACUGUGAUAAGUUUAGAGUGCAUGCAGUAUAGAGGCAUGGACAUGAUUGAAAGCAUGGUGAGUAAAUACUAUACCUGGGUUUGUAAAUACAAGACCUUGAAUUUGCUAACUUUAAGCAGAAAUAAGAGAAACUGAGGCAAUCUGUGGAGCCAAAGAAAAUGUGACAGGGGCAGGAUUAAUGACUGUGUAACUUUAAGGAGAAAAUGUAGUAAAUUAAAAUAAAAUAUUAGGGGUUUUACCAGUGUUACCCUAGAUCAUCGUGUAAUAAUAAUAUAUGUAUUUUUGAACAGGGUUGUUGUGGAAUUAAUAGAAUUCUGCCCUUUGUUUGGUGUCAGGCGGAAUUUAUUUUAUUAGAUAAAGGAACGUAAAACAUAGAUUACUAACCACAUGGGUGUAGAAAAAGAACUGAUUAUUAAGAUACAGUGGCUAUGGUUUUAAUAUAUUAGACAUAGUUAACCGGAAAACACAGUUUAGGUGAUAAAUGGUUGUAGUUUUUUUACAUGUAUUUAAUAACUCCUACUGACAGUGGUACAAACAGUUAAAUAACCAAACAGACAGUAUGAGUAAUCAAAUGAAUUCGUGUGCACGAAAUGUUUGUAUUAUACUGAAAGGGGAUCGGUAGUUUUAGCCGAACGGGGGACCUGCUUAGGUUAUAUAAAGUGUGCAUUCGUAUACUCCCGCGCGAAUAGAAAUAGCAUGAAUUAGGAAGGUUAGCGAGGGGUGAACAGUUUUACACAAUUCACUUAAAAUGCCUGAGGUAAUAAGUACAUGAUUCGUGCGUAUGAUCAAACGGAAAACAGAAUUGAAAAGAUUAGCUUUACAGUUAUGUUCGUACGUACGUAGUUCGGCAGUUUAGAUCGUGCGAAAGCCCCCCUGAAACGUAAGUAUAGCGAGCGUUCGUCUAGUUUAGUGGCGCAAACGCAGAAAUGCACAAAUAGGUAAGUAUACGAAAAUAGAUAAUGUGAUAGCAAAAGGGAGCCUACCCCUACGUUUUUAGGCCCGAACGGAGGGAAAUAGCCGAACGCUAUUUCCCUCCUAAGCUUACGUGAGCAUGCCGGUCUCGUGACCGGAAGCAAAGUACCGCGGCCAGGAAGAAGGCUGGUGGCAGGGCUGCAGGACGGCUGGUGGCAGGGCUGCAGGACGGACGGAGGAUUCCACUGGACACCUCUUACUGCACGAGACUGGAGCUGUUUGACGGGAAGCUCGGACCGGAAGUGCUGGUUGCUAUGAAGAUAGACAAUCAACUGAACCGGCAGAGGUGAGUAGGGACUGGGAGUUUAAGUAGGGGACUUACUCCUCCCACAAAUUCAGGCCUAAUGGCCUUUCUACAUACGAUACAUUUCGGGUGGGAAAACAUGAGAAAUAAAGAUAAAAAAUAGUAAUAAAAAAUUUAGUUGAUGGUUAUAAAGCAUGAACUUUUUUCAUUGCACUUUACAAUGGUUAAGAAUACAGAAAAGUAUUUGUCCGUCAAACAUGAUCAAGAGAUUAUGAGGAUUCUACUCAAACAAGUUUACAUUCUACAGGGAGGGUCGAUUUACACAACUAAUGAUUAACUGCAGUCUGUUAAAACUAAUGAUUGAUUGGUGGGUGCAUUCAUCAUUUAAAUAUUUAGAUAGAGUAGAAAAAACUGUAAUUAGUGAAAACAAAUUCAAGAUAAGUCAAAGAAAAUGCCCACUCGCAAUUUGUUUUCCUUUCCUAAAGAAGUGGGGUAAAGGGUUACAUUUUCUUAAAAGACGAAAGAAAGCCUUCUUUUGGAUCAACAGCAACAACAUUUCUGAGGAAGGCUGAACUUGAUGGACGCAAGUCUCUUUUCAGCUAUGUAACUAUGUAAAGGGGAAAGGCUAUUUGGGCUGGAUAGGGAAUUUCGUAAGAACAGUGCAGCAUCUUGUUUGUGACAGUAAUAACACUGCAGCCCUAUAGAAGAGUUUCGUAACAACAGUUCAGACAUAGAGACGUCUUGUUGGCGAGAGUCAGUGGGAAAAUGUGACCAGAGGAGGUCAAUGUAGAGGCAGAAGAUCAUAGAGGUUGGGAUGGGACAUAUUUGCUUUUUAGGAAAGAUCUAAAGUUUGGAGAGCUCAAAUGAAUACAUAUAUUUACAAAUAGAAUUAAUUAUUAAGCAAACAAUUUGUGUCAGUGUUAAUUUAUUAUUAAUUUAAAAAGAGUGGGCAGUUUUUAUAACUCAUGGAUGAAAUUCAGAAAUUUUUUGGUUGGUGCACUCAAUGUGAUAUGUAUCUUGUAUAUAUUAAUGAUGUCUGUUACAACAAUUAUUGUUACUUAUUUUAGCCUUUAUCUGAGCCUAUAACUAUGUGCUGUUACAAUAUUAUAUUAAUAAAGAGCAUUGACCCUAUAUUAAUACCUGGGUGAAUCUUUGAUGUGGUGUCUCAAAAAGCCCAAACUUCCUCUUGAAAGAUGGGCAUUUCCUCUUUAAAAUCUUCAAUAUAUGAUGCAUCCAGUCUCUGAUUUUAUUUUUUUUAAGGAACCCACAGCAGAUAAUGAGAUAUUUUUGUUUAGACCUCCUCUCACCAAGAACAAAUGCUGGGAGUCUGGGUCUACCUGUUGGCCAACACAAUGAAGACUGAUAGUAAAAUAUAUUACAUAACCCAUUUAUGUUUAAAUGUCUGCUCAUUAAUAACCUCUUGUAACUUUUUUCUCAUAGUAAAGGCUCAGUGAUUGUUACCUCUGAGCUUCAAUUUAACGUCACAUCCGAAUCAGCACCCACUCCAGAUAACACAGUGCGUGCUUUGGUCAGUAGCCUACCAAGUAAUACAUCUCUUGGGACUUUUCAACUAGACCAAACCAGCAUCACUUCUAAAGGUAAGCGUGAUAUCCCCUGGCUAAACCACAACCACUGUGUUUCAUGACCAAAUAAGGAUAUAACAAUGUCCUACCCCAGAGUUCAAUGUUCUGGCAAGUUUCUAGCAUGGGCAUAGAUCAUGUGGUAUAAAUAUCUAUUGACUUAUAUAGCGCAUAAACAGGUUCUACUCCUAUGUGCUCAGCACAGGACGGACUGGAUACAUUUUUGAUGGUUUUGCCUUUUUAAGAGGUACUCUAAAGGGGACAGUAUAUGCAACAUGAAUGGGUUACAUCCCUGUGAGGGUUUUAUUUAUUUUUUGUCCAACAAUUCGGGUAUGAUUUUACAAAAAAAAGCAGUUCUCACCCAGAGAACCCUACAUUGGUAAUGGAGAAUUUACACUGAAAAAAAAGCAUUUAAUGGUGUCCAUAACCUGUAGUGGUUAUGUUACUUCGAGCCCCUCAUUUAGGGUUUUGUGUUUUGAAGUGGUCAUGGUGCCUGGAGUUUUGCUAUGAAGCCCUCCAAAUGCAGAAUUUAACCCCUUCACUGCUGAAGGGGUAACCUCACCUCUGGCAGUGUCAUUUUCCAGCCUGGAACAAGAGUCCUGGCUGGUUAAUGUCAGUUGUGCGCAUAGUAGACAUCAGUUGUCAGUACGCACAGCAUGCUGAAGACCGGGGUAAAAUGGAGGCACAGUCCCCUCUCCAUGCCGCCCAUAUCCUGGCCUAAGCCCCUCCUCCCUCUAUAUCCCUCCCCCUGCAGCUAGUGACAUCAGAGGAAGAGGGUUAGGCAGAGGGAAGAAUUUGGCCUCAUUAACGGAACACAGGUAAGUUUUAGCUUUCUAUUUUAUUUACAUUUUUAAACUUUGACCAGGGGUAACAUGAUUUUUUUGUUUUUUACACUGAUUUUUUUUUAUUGAAGUACACCUUUAAAGAUAUCCUUAAAUGAUAUGUGUAUGUACGCGCAAUAUUGUCCAUUUGUUUAUUACAAAUGUUAUGUUUUUUUUUAUGCCCACAGAUGUCAAUAUAAGUAAUUUGUCUCCUCUCAAUGUAAGUGUCAGCUGUGUUCUUGUAAGACCAUUUAACGCGUCAGAAACAGGGGACCUGAAGACUCAGAUUGUGGCAUGGGUAUGUUAUGUUUCAGUAUCAAAGUAUAACACCUGGUAACAACCAAUCAAAACAUGGCUUAUUAGAAGCUCCACAGACAUUCUCUGAAAGGAAUUCCUAACGGAAUGAAUUUCCUACUCUGACUGAUUUAGAGACUUUGGGUUCUUUUUCACUAAACACCAAUUGUAGUGAAUUACAGUAUUUUAUUUUUAGAGAAAACUCUAAUUUAGCUACAGUCAUAGCUUGACAAUUUUAGCUGAUAUAUUGCCAAUUGCUUUUCAAGUAUGAAAAAAAAUAAACUCUCAAAUUAACUGAACUGCCAAAACGAAUCAUCUUUAAACUAAAAUAAAUUAGUCUCGGAUAUCGUGAAAUAGCUUCAGGUACCAGCUCAUGAAUUUGCUCAGUGCCACACUGUACAACAAUAAACAAUUGCUUACAAUAUUUACAUUCCAGGGUUUAAAUGCCUCCAGUGUUUGACACUUUGACAUCCACUAGAGCAGGGGCAUUAAAAAUGUAGAUCCCCAGAUGUUUUAAGACUACAGCUUCCAUGAUGCUUUGUCAUUCCAAAUGUAUGUAAAGGCAUGUGAAGCAUUUUGGGAGUUGUAGUUUUAUCAUAUCUGGGGGUCUACCUUUUGGGCACCCCAGCAUUAGAGGCUCUCCCUCCGAAAAAUAGCAGAGUAAAACUGUGAUUUCUAUCAGUUGGUCUCAAAGAGGGAUGAUUAAUGCCUCCAUCAACCUGACUGGCUGGAAUGCUUCACACAGAAUAUACACAUAUCUUACCUGCCAAGGGCUCUGUCAAAAGACACAAACAUGUUUUUUUUUUGUAAACAUUUUGAAAAUGUGUUUAAAGUGACACUCUCUGGACCCCUGAAGGACUUUAGCUUGCUGUAAAGCUUGGUGUGUGAAGAAUGUGUCCUCUUUUAUUCAUUUUACAAAAAGUGCAUUUUCCAGUAAAACUUGGCAGUUUUAGAAAUUAACCUUAUUACACCUCAUGACUUUCAAUCUGACAACUGGUUAUGUUACCACACGUAUCCUGUUAGCACUCAAUAAAUAAGCAUUACAGUUAUUAUAUAGUAUCAAUGCGUAUGUUUCAUAUGAAGUAACAAUAUUUAGAAAAUUAUCUACUAUUAUUGUUGUUUCUCCAGGUGCAGCCAAUUUUACUAAACCUUCUCAAUGGUACAACCGUCUCCACCAUAUUUCUAACCGAGUAAGUGAUACAUAUUCAAGUUAUAUUAGUUAAAAGAUGUCAACCCUGUAAUGUCUGCAUUGUAAAAACACCAAUAUUUCACUGGUCUGAAAACUAGAAAGACAAUGUCCUGUCCAAAAUCUAUACUGGAAAACAUGUUUAUAAGUAAAUAUAUAGAUAUCUGUUAGUUACCUUUUUUCUAGCACAGAGGUUAAGUCUGUGCAGCCGCCCUCUCCAACACCUUUUUCUACUUUUUGUCCAAUACAGUGCUUCUGUUAGUGUCGAGAAGUGAGUCUAACUUGCUUCUCACAGAGGAAGCACCAUCUUGUGACUGUCAGUGUAACAGUUUAAGCCUUGUAAUGGAAACAUUGCCAUAUCCCUAGAACAGCAACGUUUUACUUUGCGGGAGUAAAACGCCAGGGGCUCUGCACCCUGUCUCUGUCACUGAGAUAAGGUGGUCUGAGUGCCCACAGUGUCCCUGUAAAACAAUGUCCCCAUUGACUUUGAAUCAAAAAUGUCCUUUAACCCAUAAGGGUUAAAUCGUACGUGGAGGGCUGCAGACAACUGAGCUGUACAAGUGUAUGAUAAUAUUAAAUAUAACCCUAAAAUAUACCAUUGGCAUUUACCUUUUUACUUAAGUGCUGAUACAAUGUGAAACAUUACCUGCUACAGUUGCUUCAAAAGUACAAAAACACUUUAUUAAAAGAAUAUCUCCAGUAUUGUCACAUGCUAAAUUCUCUGCCAUUUAGGAGUUAAAUUCCUUCCUUUAUGCAACUCUAGCCAUUAACCACUGGCUGUAACUGAUUAGCAUGUUUACUGGUUUUGUAAUUAAGAUAGAAUUACAAUUACAUUGAUUUAUAUAGCUCCAACAUAGUCUGCAGCACUGUACUACAGAUACAUCAAAAACAAGUUUACAAUUAAAGUGUUUGCAAAUUAAUUGGAUAUUUGAAAACUAGGAUCCCAAAUUUGAUUUUACUUGUAAGGAAUCUAUACUUUGAGCUCUUGUGAAGAGAUGCUACAAUUAUUGUUCAUAUUAUUUAGCUAUAUUACAAAGUAUAACCCCUUACCUUGUGUUACCCAAGAUUUGGGGGAGUGCUUGAUACAGGGUUUGCCAUCUUGUCACCAAUUGCUCUUUUACUUGGAUUGUCAUUGUAGGGGAUAGUGUGCCUACAUGUACAAUUCUUUAAUUCUGCUGAUCUUUUAGGGAUUUGCAUUGCCCAAAAUGUUAGCAGAAUACAUAGGAAUACAAAACUUGAAAGUUGAAACACAGACAUACAACAUAUGUAUGUCGCAUGUCUUGUUUGUCCACCUGUUGUACAACGCUGUGGAAUUGUUUGGUGCUUUAUAAAUAAUAAUAAUGUAUAUCAGUAUCAUAUCUUUUGAAAAGUUAUGUAAAUACAGGAAGAAGUAGGUCCAGGUAAGGGGUACCCUAAAGGUAGAUCUCCAGAUGUUAUAGAACUACAGGGAGUGAAGAAUUAUUAGGCAAAUGAGUAUUUUGACCACAUCAUCCUCUUUAUGCAUGUUGUCUUACUCCAAGCUGUAUAGGCUCGAAAGCCUACUACCAAUUAAGCAUAUUAGGUGAUGUGCAUCUCUGUAAUGAGAAGGGGUGUGGUCUAAUGACAUCAACACCCUAUAUCAGGUGUGCAUAAUUAUUAGGCAACUUCCUUUCCUUUGGCAAAAUGGGUCAAAAGAAGGACUUGACAGGCUCAGAAAAGUCAAAAAUAGUGAGAUAUCUUGCAGAGGGAUGCAGCACUCUUAAAAUUGCAAAGCUUCUGAAGCGUGAUCAUCGAACAAUCAAGCGUUUCAUUCAAAAUAGUCAACAGGGUCGCAAGAAGCGUGUGGAAAAACCAAGGCGCAAAAUAACUGCCCAUGAACUGAGAAAAGUCAAGCGUGCAGCUGCCACGAUGCCACUUGCCACCAGUUUGGCCAUAUUUCAGAGCUGCAACAUCACUGGAGUGCCCAAAAGCACAAGGUGUGCAAUACUCAGAGACAUGGCCAAGGUAAGAAAGGCUGAAAGACGACCACCACUGAACAAGACACACAAGCUGAAACGUCAAGACUGGGCCAAGAAAUAUCUCAAGACUGAUUUUUCUAAGGUUUUAUGGACUGAUGAAAUGAGAGUGAGUCUUGAUGGGCCAGAUGGAUGGGCCCGUGGCUGGAUUGGUAAAGGGCAGAGAGCUCCAGUCCGACUCAGACGCCAGCAAGGUGGAGGUGGAGUACUGGUUUGGGCUGGUAUCAUCAAAGAUGAGCUUGUGGGGCCUUUUCGGGUUGAGGAUGGAGUCAAGCUCAACUCCCAGUCCUACUGCCAGUUCCUGGAAGACACCUUCUUCAAGCAGUGGUACAGGAAGAAGUCUGCAUCCUUCAAGAAAAACAUGAUUUUCAUGCAGGACAAUGCUCCAUCACACGCGUCCAAGUACUCCACAGCGUGGCUGGCAAGAAAGGGUAUAAAAGAAGAAAAUCUAAUGACAUGGCCUCCUUGUUCACCUGAUCUGAACCCCAUUGAGAACCUGUGGUCCAUCAUCAAAUGUGAGAUUUACAAGGAGGGAAAACAGUACACCUCUCUGAACAGUGUCUGGGAGGCUGUGGUUGCUGCUGCACGCAAUGUUGAUGGUGAACAGAUCAAAACACUGACAGAAUCCAUGGAUGGCAGGCUUUUGAGUGUCCUUGCAAAGAAAGGUGGCUAUAUUGGUCACUGAUUUGUUUUUGUUUUGUUUUUGAAUGUCAGAAAUGUAUAUUUGUGAAUGUUGAGAUGUUAUAUUGGUUUCACUGGUAAUAAUAAAUAAUUGAAAUGGGUAUAUAUUUGUUUUUUGUUAAGUUGCCUAAUAAUUAUGCACAGUAAUAGUCACCUGCACACACAGAUAUCCCCCUAACAUAGCUAAAACUAAAAACAAACUAAAAACUACUUCCAAAAAUAUUCAGCUUUGAUAUUAAUGAGUUUUUUGGGUUCAUUGAGAACAUGGUUGUUGUUCAAUAAUAAAAUUAAUCCUCAAAAAUACAACUUGCCUAAUAAUUCUGCACUCCCUGUACAGCUCCCAUGAUGCUCUGCAUUUCUUAGUGAUGCCUUUAGAAUGGAAGUAUCAUGGAAGCUGUAAUUUAAGAAAAUUCGGGAAUAUACCUUUCAGGCUCCGCUGGUCUAGGGCUGGCAAUAAUGAAUUCUUGAGAACACUGUCUGUAAAAUAGAGAGUAAAUACAUUUUUACGUUUUAUUUUGCAUCAUUUCAGGAAUUCUAAUGGCUGGACCAAUUUUACUGCAUACUUUGCUGUUAACACCCUCCAGCUAUUGAAUAACACUGAUGCUCUGACUACAACUUUAUCAUCUAGAGGAAAUAUUUCCAUUAUACCAGCCAGUCUAACCAUCCAAGGUGAGAUAUUUUGAAUGUCACAGUGUUUUGCUCUCACCACAGUGAAGCAUGUUACUCUAACUGGAUUAUACAUUUUAAUAGGGAGCACUUUGACUUUCAAUACUAUAACCAUUGAACCUGGAUUUCUCAACGUGGCUCAAACAUCCGACCUCACUAGUAGAAACAGUACCGGGUUCCAGAAUCUUUCCAAACUUAUACAGAAAUCGGUAAGCAUAAUAAAAGUAGAUGACUGAAUUUUACCAAAUAGUACUAUAUUUAAAUUUAAUCUGCUAUGUGCAUUUCUGUUUCCUUCAAUGAGCUAUCAUAACAGUGUUCGUUAUUCGCUUCCAAUCUCAUCAGCUGUCAGGCUCAUCCAGGGGUCCUUUAAGGGACACUCUAGUCACAACAACUACAGCUUAAUAUAGUCAGUCCCUGCAGGCUUUUUGCAGAGAAAAGGCAGUGUUUACAUUGCUCCCUAGGGACACCUCCAGUGGCAGUCACUCAGACGGCGCUAGAAUAAAGGUAUGUUUUGUACCUUUUUAAGAGGGGCAAGGAAGCUAAAUAGUGUUGUUAAUACUAUAGGGUCAGGAAUACACAUUUGUUCCUUUCACCUUUUUUGAUAGAAACCUAUAUUGUAUGUUGGAUACAUAUUCUUUAAAUGUAAAAAUAUCUCUAUAGUUGAAAUAUGGGACACUCCAUUUUACAACAGUAGGAUAAUAAUUUAAAGGGACACUCCAGGCACCCAGACCACUUCUGCCCAUUGGAGUGGUCUGGGUGCCAACUCCCACUACCCUUAACCCUGCAACUGUAAUUAUUGCAGUUUCUAUAAAUUGCAAUAAUUACCUUGCAGGGUUAACUCCUCCUCUAGUGGCUGUCUACUAGCCAGCCACUAGAGGGCACUUCCGGAAUUAUAGCACAGAUUUUCUGUGCUAUAGCGUCGCUGAACGUCCUCACACUAUGUGAGGACCUCCAGUGUUGCUAAAAUCCCCAUAGUAAAGCAUUUUUAAUGCUUUUCUACGGGGAGGUCGCAUGCGCAUUUGGUCUCCCCCGCCGGCCGGCGUGAUCAGUUUCCCCCGCCGGCUGACGUGGUGAUGGGGAGGAGUGUGGGUGGACCAAGAAGUCACUGAAGGGGUUUUGACCUUCAGCAACCUGGGAUGGGAAGUGGGAGGGAGAGGGGACCUGCAGUUCCAGGAAAACAGAUUGUUUUCCUGGCACUGGAGAGUCCCUUUAAAGUAUUAAAAUAAUAUCAGUUGCGCUGUGGAAGAUAGUGAUACUACAGUAAACACUACUACAGGUGUUGGCUGGUACCUACGGAAUAAAGGGAGUCAUUUUCUACCAGUUAUGAUACACAGAAAGAGCAUGCAAACAGAGGGAGCUGAUCAAAUUCCCGGUCCCGACGCAAGAGUUGUAGUUGUCAGCUAGACUAGAAAGGGGCCUCAGUUAGGAAAAAGGACAAAUGAGUAAUUUGAUACAUGUGAGUUUACAGAGGAAGAGGUUCUAUUUCAACUGUCAAAAGUAAAGACAAAUAAGUUGAUGGGGCCUGAUGCAAUACACCCAAAGUUAUUAAAAGAACUUAGUGGUGUACUAGCAAAACCAUUAACGGAUUUAUUUAACCAGUCAUUGUUAACAGGAAUAGUCCCAGAAGAUUGGAAAUUAGCGUGUGUUGUAGCCAUUUACAAGAAAGGUAGUAGGGAGGGGUCGGGCAACUAUAGGCCAGUAAGCCUAACCUCAGUAGUGGGGAAAGUGAUGGAAACCAUGUGGAAGGAUAGAAUUGUUGAACAUCUAAAAUCACAUGGAUUUCAAGAUCUGAGACAACAUGGGUUUACUUCAGGGAGAUCAUGCCAAACUAAUCUAAUUUAUUUUUUUGAUUGGGUAACUAAAAUAAUAGAUCAGGGUGGUGCAGUAGACAUUGCUUACCUAGAUUUCAAUAAGACUUUUGACACUGUUCCACACAGAAGGCUCAUCAGAGUCAUCAAUAAACUGCAAUCUUUAAGUUUGGAUUCCAAUAUUGUUGAGUGGGUUUAGGCAGUGGCUAAAUGACAGGCAACAGAGGGUUGUAGUCAACAGAGUAUAUUCAAAGCAAGGUCUAGUUACCAGUGGGGUACCUCAGGGAUCUGUAGUUGGACCCAUUCUCUUUAAUAUUUUUAUUAGUGAUAUUGCAGAAGGUCUUGGUGGUAAGGUAUGUCUUUUUGCUGAUACUAAAAUUUGCAACAGGGUUGAUGUUCCAGGAGGGAUAAGCCAAAAGGCAAAUGAUUUAGAAAAAUUUGGAAAAUGGUCAAAGCUGUGGCAACUGACAUUUAAUGUCGAUAAGUGCACGAUAAUGCACCUUGGAUGUAAAAACCCAAGGGCAGGUUCAUGGAUUGCAGGAUACAACUUAUAAGGAAAGGUUAAAGGAUCUUAACAUGUAUAGCUUGGAGUAAAGACGAGACAUGGGGGAUAUGAUAGAAACAUUUAAAUACAUAAAGGGAAUCAAUACAGUAAAGGAGGAGAAGAUAUUUAAAAGAAGGAGAACUACAACCACAACAAGAGGACAUAGUCUUAAAUUAGAGGGGCAAAGGUUUAAAAAUAAUAUCAGGAAGUAUUACUUUACUGAGAGGGUAGUGAAUGCAUGGAAUAGCCCUACAGCUGAAGUGGUAGAAGUUAACACUGUAUCAGGAUUACAGUAUGAUCCAGCACGUAGAAUUGUGUAACACAGAGGACUGAUAGGUAACGUAUACCGGACCUUAAAAUGGCCAGACUAACGUACCAAAGAAUAGUCAGGAAUAGCCGAGGUCAAGGGAUACAGAAAGAGACACAACGGUAAGCAAAAGCCAAGGGUCAGAGAUGCCAGAAAACGGGGAAGUAAAACUCAAAGACAAAAUCAAAUAACCAGAAAAAACAGAAUCAAGAACGCGCUCUCGGACAACCACAAGGGAAACCACGACAGGGCACUGAGCAAGAGGAGAACUGGGCCUAAAUACCUCGCCUGUGGAUCCGAUUGGUUGUAACCGGCCUUUGAACCCAAAGGCAGUUACCAGGUUACUAUUUGUAUGAUUGCUGCUCAGCACAAACCCUCCUGUGGAUUGAUUGCUGCUCGGCACAACUUUUCCUGUCAGGACAGUAAUUUUGCUCGGCGCAACUUUUCCUGUCAGAACAGUAAAUGCUAUUAAUCACAUUUUUAUGUUCGGAAUACGUAACACACUUUGAGGGAGUUUAAGCAUUCGUGGGAUAGGCAUAAGGCUAUCUUAGAGUUAAGAUAAGGCCAGGGACUAAUUAGUAUUUAGAAAAUUGGGCAGACUAGAUAGGCCAAAUGGUUCUUAUCUGCCAUCACAUUCUAUGUUUCUAAGUUAUAAACUAAAGUCGACAUGGGGCGGGGCCAAUUGCCAUUUUGGCCAAUCAGGACCUCCUCAGAGAUGCAUUGAAUCAAUUCAGGAAAAUUCAACGUCUCCAUCUGAGGAGUGGCCACUUGGAGGUGUCUCUGGGGGCAAAGUAAACACUGUCUUUUCUCUGAAAAGGCAGUGUUUACAGGAAAAUGCCUGAAUGGAGCUAUUAUACUCACCAGAACAACUACAUUAAGCUGUAGUUCUUCUGGUGACUAUAGUGUCCCUUUAAAUACGUUGGCAGUUCUCACAAGUCAACUGCCAUGAAGGUGUUAUAAAGUAACGGUCAUUGAAAUAUAUUAUACAGUAGGUUAGCUAUAAUAUUAUUAAUAAUAUAUAGAUUACAGUUUCUUCUGGAGCAAAUUACCAGCAUUUCAAAAUCUCUUUCUAUGGCUCUAAUCUGUUAAAUGAAUAUAUUGCGUUAGCCAGGAUCUAGAAAUGCAAGUGAGAUGACUUGUAGAAUAAGUUCUGUCCUUUAAAUGCUUAUAAAGUUUUCUUCUCUCAUAGUUCAAGGACAUAUUUGGCAGUGAUUUAGUGGAGCCCGUUGUAACCAGCUAUAGGUAUGUAUCUUAUUAAUUUAAUUCACAAGAAUCAUUUCUUUAUUAAAACAGUGCAAAUUAUUCUAAUUAUAUAUAUAUAUAUAUAUAUAUAUAUAUAUAUAAAAAUUAUAUAAUGAUAUAUAUCAUUAUCAAUGUUAUGUCCGUCCAACUGGACAAAAUUGAUUGGUUGACAGCUCUAGGGGUGGUUUAGUCCCAAGCUCUCAGCCAAUCAUUGUUGUCCAUUGACAUGUAUAAUGCAGAAGUGUUAAAGGUUUACUCCAAACACCAUAACCACUACUGUCUACUAUAGUGGAGUACCUUGGCAAUAUUCCCCAGUUAUGGGGCAAACUGUUUUAAAACCGUUCUCCCCCCUUUUACCUGGUACCGCUGGGCUCUGACGGUCCAAUGAUGGCGGUCAAACCACAUCCAGCUUUUGCAGAGUUACAGAUGCUAGAUGCUGGUCCAGUUCGCCAUUCAUUAGCUAAGUGUCAGCUGAUCGCUCUCGUCCAAUGAAUGACAUUAUGUGCAUAGAAAUAUGCACACACCUAUGCUGGCUAAUGAUUUCCCAGUGAUGCUGUUAGAGGUAGAGUCACACAUCCGGCAGCAAAGGGGUUAAACUUCAUAGGUGCAGCUUUUCAUAGCAAAACACUGACACACAUAUAGACUCCAAACACCAUCACCAUUUCAAAUCAUUGAAUUGGUCAUGGUGCCUGGAGUAACUCUUUAAUUCUGCAUUAUCAAUAUCCCCAAGAUAGAGUGGGCCUCUGGAAAGAUCCACGAUAUGAAACAUUUUUAGAUGGUUUGAUAUAAACUGAGAGACGGCGCAAGGGGACUCUUGAUGGGAGCUGAGUUUUAACAAUUCUGUCAGGACAAUGAGCUAGAGCCAGGAGUAGGCAACCUUCGGCACUCCAGAUGUUUCGGACUACAUCUCCCACAAUGCUGUUAUAGCCAUAAUGCUGGUAAAGCAUCAUGGGAGGUGUAGUCUACAACAUUUGGAGUGCAGGAGGUCACCUGACGCUAAGUUAGACCAAUUCUAUUAUAUAUACUGGCAGCUUCUCUGUGUAGUGAAAACACAGCAACAUGUAACUUUAUAUAACUUUAUUCAUUACCCACAGGUUAUGGCUCAGUGAUGUUUUGGCCUCUGUGGAUCUUUACUUCCAAAGUAGUGUGAAUAUAACUACGGUUGUAGCUAAAACAGUAGCCAGUGGAGCAGUGUUCACAAACAAUGGUCUCACUUUGGACCCUUUAACAUUAUCUUCUCAAGGUGAGUCAAUACGCAGAGAUUCAGUGUGGCUUGCGGGAUAUUUUUGUUGGAAAAUAAUACCCCAAAAUAUUGGUGUUUAUAAAUGAAGUAAAUAAGUUUUUAAAAAAAUUAAAAACCCAUAUUUUUUAAUUCAUUGUGAUUUUUCACUUUAGUAACCAACUCUGUUAGCGGCUAUAUCCUAAGCAAAUUGCAAUUUAUUUGAAAACAUACACAAUCAAAGUCUACAAUUAAGUAUGCUGUGCUGUCUUAUAUUCUACAUCUUUCCCUAAUUAAGAUAAAUACUUUUUUUCUUUGUCAGUGAAUGUGACAGUGCAGUUCACUCUGAUACAGUACUACAUUUCUUCCCUCUCAAAUCUUACCUCACCUGAUACUAUAAGUCUACAAAACACCAUUAAAAACUUGGUGAGUAUUGCUACAAUGCGCUACAGUCUCAGGAAAGAAAAUGCAAUAAUAUUUACCAACAUCAGUACACAGAGACAGGUUAGCAAGGCUCUAGAAAACACGGACUUUAAUGCCGUAACUUUGUGUGGUCUUCUUUGACAAAUUUCGAAGUAUAAGUAUAUAUCUUUCUUUUACAAGCAAGUUACAAUACCAAUUCUUUAAAUAGCGCCAACAUAUUCCACAGUGCUGUACAAUAGGUAAAACAAGACAAACUAUUAAUUCUGACAAAAUACAGUAACAGUAUGUGAAGAGGGCGCUGCCCGAACCAGCAUGAAAUCGAACAAGUAAAAGCAGAAACAUCGCUUAAAGGAGCACUAUAGUGUCAGGAAAACAAACUCGUUUUCCUGGCACUAUAGGGUCAUUAGGUCCCCCCCAACCUCAGGGCCCCUCUCCCACUGGGCUGAAUGGGUUAAAACCCCUUCAGCCACUUACCUUAAUUCAGCGCCGGGCUCCCUCUGUGCUGGGGAACUUUUUUUUCCCCAAUUUACCUUAUUCUAGCACCAAGGUGCAAAGAGUGAGUACGUCCAGGGUUGUCUACUAGAGUCAGUCUUAGCCAGACGAUGUAAACAUUGAAAAUUUUCUCUAAAACUGGUUUACAUUGGAAGGUCAUAGGACCACUCCACUUCCUAUUUGUACCUCAGUUUAUAAAUUAACUAGGGAACACCCUCCUGGCAGUCAAUCAAACGACCAUAGAGGCUUGCGGCCUCCUUCUGUUAAUUCCCAUGAGCUAAUGGAAGUGGCAGGCACGCUCUUGAGCCUGGCUGCCUCAUCCCACACUGAGCACAGACCAGCUCCUGCGAACCUCAGACGACAUGUGCGCAUGCACAUGAGCCGCUGUAGGCAUGCAUGUGUGCACCAUUUCAGAAGCUUCUGAAUGGUUAUUUCCCUGUUAAGAGACUGAAGUCUCUUCUGGUAAAAGAGAGGAGGGUUUGCUAAGGCUGCAGUUCAUGAGAUCUGCAGCAUUUGCAAGCUCUUUUAAGAUAUAACCCAAUGAAUACAUGUAUGAAAAAUGUAUGCAUAUAUUCAUUGGGGUAGAUCUACUAAAUAAUGAUGUUGGGGUUUGUUUUCCAUUCGGACAAAGAAGUGUUCCUUUAAGGGGACAAGGAAACUGCAUCCAGACCACUUUAAUGAGAUGAAGUGGCCUGGGUGCCUAUAGUGUCCCUUUAAAUUGCAAGUGGGAAUGUUAUCUUAAAAUGUGGGUUAAAACUAAGUAAAAGAUAUAAACGGAAUCUAUGGAAAUGUAUUUCACAAAGUAAAAAGCCUGAUCUUUAUACGUCACUGUUGAGCAAUCAUAGAAAAUAGAUUUAGCGGACGCGUACAGUGUGGGACAGUUUAAAGGGAAAGUAUGUGUUGUUUUACUGCAGGGGUAGGCAACCUUCACUCUUGCACCCACAAUGCAGGCAAAGCAUCAUGGGAGGUGUAGUCCAAACCAUCUGCAUUGCCGAAGGUUGCCUAUGCCUGUUUACUAUAUAUUAAUUCAGCAGUCAAUUACAGAAUUCCUACAUUUAUAAUAUGGAUUUCAUGAUUGCCAACAUUUCAAAGAAGACUUUCACCCUGUUAAAAGCCAACUCAGUUAAUCACUGGUUACCAUAACUUAGUUAUACAAAAUGUAACAUGUGGAGAGACACUUAGUAUAAUUACCACCACAAUUAAGGGUGCUAUUCCAACAAGGUACUCCCUCCAAUACCAAUAAACUAAAUACUCAAAAAGAAAGGAAUGCACACCAACUGAUACAAUAGUAUCUAUCUAUUUUAUUGCAAUCCAAAUCCAAAUCAUACAUGCAAAAAAUGCAACAAUAUAACAGUGACCAAAUAGGCAAAAAAAAAGGCUAAACCAUAUAUUUACCAAAUUUCACAAGCCUAUAUGGGCAGAAACACGAGUCACAAACAGUCCCCCAACGUUUCGGCUCCUCCUGGUAGCCUUUAUCUACCCUUGAUAAAGGCUACCAGGAGGAGCCGAAACGUUGGGGGACUGUUUGUGACUCGUGUUUCUGCCCAUAUAGGCUUGUGAAAUUUGGUAAAUAUAUGGUUUAGCCUUUUUUUUGCCUAUUUGGUCACUGUUAUAUUGUUGCAUUUUUUGCAUGUAUGAUUUGGAUUUGUAUUGCAAUAAAAUAGAUAGAUACUAUUGUAUCAGUUGGUGUGCAUUCCUUUCUUUUUGAGUAUUUACCAUAACUUAGUUAAUCACAGUUUACCAUUACUUAGUUAAUCACAGGUUACCAUUACUUAGUUAAUCACAGGUUACCAUUACUUAGCAUCUGGCUCACCAUUAGAACAUUCAUGUGAUAAAUGAUCGAUAGCAACAGUGACGUCGUACACAUAACUAUCCUCCAACAGACCAGCAAGUUCAGUUUGCUGUAUGUGUUUAACUUUGAUUGCAUUCCAUUUCUUUUUGCAGGUGACACCAAUUCUCAAACAGAGUUACUCUGAUGCCCUCCAGAAUACCCCCAAAGUGACAUUCAGGUAUGGCUUAAUUUAACCCUGGUCAGCACUCUGUGCUCAUUUUUUGUGUGAUUGAUAUAUGGUAGAUCUGUUGCAAUGUAUCUGAAAUACAGCAUUUAUUAAAAUUCACAUUCUAGUACGCCAACUUUCUAGUUAAUAUACAUCUUUGCCAUUAAAAAAAGAUAACCUUCUAAUAAGCAUAAGGCUAUCCUAACUAUAAGAUAAGGCCAGGGACUAAUGAAAGUAUUUAGAAAAUUGGGCAGACUAGAUGGGCCGAAUGGUUCUUAUCUGCCGUCACAUUCUAUGUUUCUAUAAGACAUUUAUGUCAUCAUAGUAUUGUUAAACCCUUUUGAGAAAAUGUGUCACUUUGAAAAGUUCACCACUGUGGUCAGGUUUAGGGGAGGUUUGGGGGGGGCUUAGGUUUAGGGGGGUUAGUAGGUUUACAUUCCACAUCAUUAAGGCAGGUAGCUUGUAACCUUGCUACUCAAAGCAUCAUCACAUAAUGGCUAAGGCUUAUGGUGCAGCAUUCUGCAAAACAUUUUUUUUUUUGUGAGAAUCUAUAAAGAUUUCAGCAUGCAAAAUAUUUAGCAUAUUAUUGUGCCUAAAGCCUAUCAAAUUCAUUACUGGGACACUUUAAACACCAAAACAAUUUGAACUUAAUCAGUUUUGGUGCAUAGAUCAUGCAGAAACCGUUUCACUCCUGUUUAGGAGUUAGAGGGACACUAUAGGCACCUAGACCACUUUGGCUCAUUGAAGCGGUCUGGGUGCAUACUCCCAGGUCCCUUAACCCUGUAGUGGUUUUGAUAAACUGCAAUAAUUACCUGCCAGGGUUAACUCCAUCUCUAGUGGCUGUCUACCAUGCCAAAAUGUAGCCUGAAUCACAAAGCAACAGAAAUGUGCAAUGGCCAAGCAUUGUCAAUUUGAUUCAUGAUUCUGAAUUCUGCCUGUGGUGUAAAAAAAAAAAAAAAAGAUGAAUGAUUGGAAAAAGAUGAUUAGCUAGGGGACAGUCAAUAAAUGUUAAUUUUAUUUACAGAUUAAGUUAGAAGUGAGCAAAAAAGGAUCAGUAGUAAAAAAUCUAUAUUUAUAAUUAGAAAUACAGAUUUAUAUUUAUAUUUAAUGCAUAUAUAAUAUUUAAAUAGAGAUUUUUUUUAACUGCUGGCCCUGUUUUCUUUUAUUUUUUUUGCAGUACACAAAUUGGCUCAUUUUCACGCCCUGUUGCUUCAUCUGAUCUGUUUUUAUAAAUCAGUUUUCUGAAAUUCUGCUGAGCCAAACUGAAAUUUCUCACCAUGCAAGUCUAGAUUCCCCAUCUAAAUAUCAGUCCAACCAGCAGUACUUAUCUGACAAGCUUGGCUCUGGACAACCAUACCAUAGUUCACCCCUAAUAUGCAAAAGUCCAACAUUCCUGACAUUACACCUCACUUACCGCAUUUCAUCCUACACUUAACCUUUCACUCCUCUGAGAUAGUUACUUACCUCUCACAAACUCAACUAAUCCGCCAUAUUUCAGUCUCCAUUUUCUAGAAUUGACUUCUAUAUGUCCUAAUCUACUUCAUUUUCUGUUAUCACCCUAUUACAAUAAAUCACCACUUUCACCUCCACUCUUAACUUUAAUCUAGAAUUUGAUACUUUUAGCCUAGUGCUCUAUUCUCUCUCAUGUGGCCUGGUGACGUAAUUGAGAGAAAUUGGCAUGCACGCAUUAAAAUAUCCUAGUGCAGGUAUCGUACAUCCUUUGGUGCAGAAAGAUAGAUGUACAAAUAGCACAAAACAGUAUACUGAGCUUUUUAGAAUGUUAGUUUCUUUCUCAAAGUCUCAGAGCCGACAACAACUACCUCCUCAUCAGGAGCACUGGCCAAGGGUGACAGGGGAGUAGAGUGCCUAAAAUUAGGAGAGGGAUUAUAUGGGCCUGUGGUUCAGGAGGUUUUAGAUUCCAGCAUCCAUCAUCCCAUGUUUACUUUAGAAGGGUCCGUAUAGGUCUCAUGAUGUCCUUGAGUUGAAAUUCAAGUAAACUAUAAAUGAUCAAUGGCUAAUGAAGUGCAUCCCUAUGGAGAAUGUCCCUUCUCCUGUACACAUUGCGGAAUUAAAAUAAGUAAUACUGCCUAAAAUUACCAGAGUAUAUAUACAAACCAGUACACAAAAUCGGUAACAACAUCUAACUUCCAGAGCGCAAAUACAUGCUGCAGGGUUCUACGUGAAUACUGAAGAAACUCUCAAUUUAAAAUGUUAACAUAUAGAUAGCAUGUUAUUAGAUACCCUCAAUUUUCUCAGUUUGUCUAAAGCCCUAUAUCCGCGCUGAACUCACUUCCUUUUCCUAUCAUCUUUCAGUGAGAAUGCAGGCUCCGCAGCCGCUUUGAUUCAGUAUAACGUCAACUCCACAAUCUCAGCUGACAAUACGAACACAGUGAAGUUGCUCCUAGCGAACUCAAGUUUUACCAGCCUGAUCCGCAAAGCAUCUCUGAAUGUUAAUGGUAAGUAAAUGCAGAAUUGAGAAUUUUUCUCUUGAGUGAGAAUUCCAAUAGAGAUGAUUCUCCAUCAAUCUGGAUAUCACACACACACACACUGUGCAAAAGUAAAUGGUAUUAGAGGAAUGUUUGUUGCAGUCAAUUUGCAAAAGUCCUCAAUGGAAAUAAGCAAAUAUUUCAGAAAGUACAGAAUAUUAACCUCUAAAAAUUAAUCUUGAGUUAUGAUGACUUGAAAAACCCAGUUUUAGACAAACAUUCAUAUAUUUUUUUUAAUUUGCUUUAUAAUUAUAAAACCUAUAUAUUGCAACUUUAUCAGUGUGGAGACAAAUAUAUUUUUUUAUAUAUAUAUAUUUUUUUUUUUUCUUUAAUUUCAGGCGCAAAACCAUCUUUGCAAGUAUUCACAUUUUCUCCAAGAUUCACUAACGAAGUGUACACUGCGAACCUGAAAACAAGAAGCAGUACCGAGUUCAAGACUUUCGAGAGCAACAUUGUAACUGCAGUAAGUAACUGAAAUGGCCAUUCCGACACAUUUUACGACUUGCCUCGUGGUACAGCAUGUGGUAUAGGAAAGUGAAUUUAGGCAGAAAAAUAGGCCAUCUAUGAUUUACGUGCAUUUGUAAGACAAAUUUGAGGUUAACUGCUCAAAAACAGACCUUCACGUGUCAUUUAUUCACAAGUCCAAAUUCAAUGAUUAAUGUCAUGUUAUUAUUUAUUUAUGUAUUUAUGAUUAAAUGAAAGCAGAGAUUUUAAGUUUCUAUAAGCCAUCUCUACUAGGGUUUUAACAAUAUUUAUAUAAUAUAUAUAUAUAUAUCUAUAUAUAUAUACAUAUAUAUGAUUUAUAUAAUAUAGAUAUAUACACUGCUCAAAAAAACAAGGGCACACUUAAACAACACAAUGUAAUUCCAAGUCAGUCACACUUCUGUGAAAUCAAACUGUCCACAUAGGAAGCAACGCUGAGUGACAAUCAAUUUCACAUGCUGUUGUGCAAAUGGGAUAGACAACAGGUGGAAAUUAUAGGCAAUUAGCAAGAUACCCCCAAUAAAGGAAUGGUUCUGCAGGUGGUGACCACACACCACUUCUCAGUUCCUAUACUUUUGAAUGCUGGUGGUGCUUUCUUUCUAGUGGUAGCAUGAGACGGAGUCUACAACCCACACAAGUGGCUCAGAUAGUGCAGCUCAUCCAGGAUGGCACAUCAAUGCGAGCUGUGUCUGUCAGCGUAGUGUCCAGAGCAUGGAGGCGCUACCAGGAGACAGGCCAGUACAUCAGGAGACGUGGAGGAGGCCGUGGGAGGGCAACAACCCAGCAGCAGGUCCGCUACCUCCGCCUUUGUGCAAGGAGGAACAGGAGGAGCACUGCCAAAGCCCUGCAAAAUGACCUCCAGCAGGCCACAAAUGUACAUGUGUCUGCUCAAAUGGUCAGAAACAGACUCCAUGAGGGUGGUAUGAGGGCCCGACGUCCACAGGUGGGGGUUGUGCUUACAUUUGGCAUUUGCCAGAGAACACCAAGACUGGCAAAUUCGCCACUGGCACCCUGUGCUCUUCACAGAUGAAAGCAGGUUCACACUGAGCACAUGUGACAUACGUGACAGAGUCUGGAGACUCUGUGGAGAACGUUCUGCUGCCUGCAACAUCCUCCAGCAUGACCGGUUUGGCAGUGGGUCAGUAAUGGUGUGGGGUGGCAUUUCUUUGGAGGGCCACACAGCCCUCCAUGUGCUCGCCAGAGGUAGCCUGACUGCCAUUAGGUACCGAGAUGAGAUCCUCAGACCCCUCGUGAGACCUUAUGCUGGUGCGGCUGGCCCUGGGUUUCUCCUAAUGCAAGACAAUGCUAGACCUCAUGUGGCAGGAGUGUGUCAGCAGUUCCUGCACGACGAAGGCAUUGAUGCUAUGGACUGGCCCGCCCAUUCCCCAGACCUGAAUCCAAUUGAGCACAUCUGGGACAUCAUGUCUCGCUCCAUCCACCAACGUCACGUUGCACCACAGACUGUCCAGGAGUUGGCAGAUGCUUUAGUCCAGGUCUGCGAGGAGAUCCCUCAGGAGACCAUCCGCCACCUCAUCAGGAGCAUGCACAGGCGUUGUAGGGAGGUCGUACAGGCACAUGGAGGCCACACACACUACUGAGCCUCAUUUUGACUUGUUUUAAGGACAUUACAUCAAAGUUGGAUCAGCCUGUAGUGUGUUUUUCCACUUUAAUUUUGUGAGGGACUCCAAAUCCAGACCUCUAUGUGUUGAAAAAUGUGAUUUCCAUUUUUUUAUUUUUGUGUGAUUUUGUUGUCAGCACAUUCAACUAUGUAAAGAACAAAGUAUUUCAGAAGUAUAUUUAAUUCAUUCAGAUCUAGGAUGUGUUAUUUUUGUGUUCCCUUAAUUUUUUUGAGCAGUGUAUAUUAUUUAUAUGAUAACCAGCAAUAUUGAUAAACUCACACUUUUUUUUUCUCUUUUGUUUUAGUUUGGACAAAUCCUGCAAAAUAUCAACCCUCAACAAAUUGUAGUAGCAUCAUUUAGGUAAGUAUUUUUUGUAAUCAAUGUUGGAGAGGUCAGGGAGUUUCUGAUCUCUGGGUGAUGGGAAUUCUGUUGUUCAGUGCUACAACGGAGGUUAUUGUGUACGCAGUUGAUUUUGGCCCUUUGACCACCAGCUUAAUAAAUGUUACCUAAAAUAGCAAAAUCGGAUGUAAAAAAAAAUUAAAUGUCAAUAUCAACGUAUAAACAGGAGAAAUUUAAAUCACAUUUUUAUGUCAAAUUUUAAGAAUAUAGAAUUGGUUUAUUGGGAAGGCAGUUUGCUAAGAGGUGACCUGUUCAAUGUAAAACAUCCAAAGUUUUUAUUAAGACGUCUCUUGGCUAGUUCUAAACUAUAUGAUUUUUACAAUGCAGGGAAGGAUCCGUCAUCUCUGACACAGAACUGACCUUUGCACAAUCAACAACGUCUUCAGAUGCUAUUGCUGUACAGAUAGUUAAUAAUGCGGACACUCUAAAGAACUAUGGGCUAGUGUUGGAUCCUAACUCUGUCUGUAAGUGACCAGUUCCACAUUUCACAUAUACAGUUUCUAGUGGUCAUGUUAUUUUUAAAGUAACUUAAAAGGAACACUUCCAACACCAUAAGCAUUAGAGCGUGCUGUACCUGUCGCCUCCUCUCUGCAACCAGGAAAGAUAGAAACUGGGAGCUUCCAUUAGCUCUCCAGAGCUACGAUGCAGUGGCGGGCCAGUUCAUUGGCUGAGAGCACCGCUGGUUGGAAUGAUCAAUACACCAAAACUGCUUCAUUAAGCUAAAGUUGUUUUGAUGCUUAGGAAUCCCUAUAAAAGACGCAAUCUUGAAAAUAAUUACUUAGACUUUUAAUAUUUUUUUCCCUCCCUUUUUAGAUGUUGCACCAGCAGUAAGUGCACCAACUAUUGCACCCGUUAAUACGUUCCCAGGUUACGCAGUUGCCAUCAUCAUCAUGGGCAUCUUAUUUCUACUAGCCAUCAUAGUGCUGGGGCUGCUGGUAAGUUCAGUGGAAACUCAUCCUAAAACAGUGACUGCCAAUCAAUGCAGUGCCAUUAUUUCGAUAUCGCUGCCCAAGGGUAAAACAAAAAUGCAUUUCUGCAUGUAUUCUUCUAUGCAGUGAUGGCAAACCUUUUUUGAGCCUAAGUGGCCAAACUGCAAUUUAGCUACUUGGUCAAUGAACCCAACUUAUUUAUCCUAAAGUUCCAACACUGCAAUUAAACUCAAAAGCAUAAGUCAGGGUGUGUGUGAUAUGUGAGUGGUGUGUUUUUAUUUUAGUUUAACUGCAUUAAUAAAAUAGAAAAUUGUUUACUCCUCUCCUGCUUAUCUAUUAUUUGCAGGGAACAGGUUAACUUUCCUGGUGGUCCAUUGGGGAUGAAUGGUUUCCUUGAGGUUAAUGGGGAUUAAAAAUGGUCCAAGUGUUGUAGUGCAUGGUCUGCAGACCCUUUUGGUGCAGAUCAUAUUAAUUGCUCCUUCUGGCCUGCCACUCAUUAAGCAAGUGGGAAUCCCGUUGACCGUGCUGACUACGUCAUGGAGCGCUGGAACCACAAGGGAGCGAUUAAUAUGGUCUGCACCAGAUGGCACCACCUGACCACCAAGAAAUUAUUUUUAUUUACUAUAUUGCAGAUUAGAGACAGCAGUAUUCUUGAACACAGUGCACCACUGCUGUUUUGUCCUAAGAUGGCCGUUCAUGCUGACUUAUGGUAGUGCAGUCACCCCCAAGAGAACUGCAACAUGAAAAAUCUCCGGCUCGUGUGCCAGCAGAGAGGCCACUUGUGGCCCAUAGGUUUACAUCACUGUUUUAGAGCUUUACUCUAAAAUGUGUCCAUUGCUGUUUGUGUGGUGCUGUUAAUGUGACAUCUACCACUGGACUCCUCUAAUAUCCUUUUCAGUGCCAGACUAGGCAUAAAAGCAUAUGGGGUAAAAGAACAAAAGUGUGUAGGUGCUUCACAAUUAUUGUGGCACUUCAGUGCGUGAAAGAAAAACACUACGUGGGUUGUGCAACAGGUAUAUUAGUGCUUACCUUAUACACCAAACAUAAACCGCCAAUUACAAUAAAAAUGUAAACCAGUAAGUACACCUUCCCAGUAAAACUCAAUAGGGAUGAUGUUACCAUAGGAUGAACUUGCUUAGAAUGGUAUCUAAAAUAGCAGAUGUAGAUGGGACUCCAGUAUAUGUAUAAAAAUAUUUAGUGAAAAUAUAAAAAUUGCUGUUUAAUCAAGGAGAUAGCUAGCCAGUAUUGGCACCCGUGAACCUGUUAUACAGAGCCUGCACCAGAAUGGGAAGAAAGGGUGGGAAAAAAUGUAAUUGAAAAUAAUUUGUCCAAUAUGACUAAACAUACUCAAAAGACUUCAAAUUAAACAAAGUAACUGCUUUAUUUUAAGCACACUAUCAAAAUUCAAUCCCUAUUACCUUGAUAAAAGUCCUGUAAAAGGAUUGAUGUAAGUUUUUGCACAUCUGCUUAAAAACAAAGAAUUUAUGUUGGAUGUUUUUAAGUCCUAUGAGUGGAUUGGAUAUAUUACAAGGAUGGAAUCUGGCACAAGGAUAGCAAGGAUUGGGGAAAAUACGGGCUAACUUACUUAUGUUUGUGAAUAAAACCCCAAAUUUAGGCAAAAAAUAGUCGUGCUGUGAUUAGGAAAGAGUCUGAAAGUUUUUCCAAAUCUUCUAUUUUGGCCUAAAUUAUGCAACCUCCUAACCCUGAGAAUUAGAAUGCAUCUGGAAACCUGUGAAUGCUAAACCCAGUGGAAUAAAGUGUGGCUUCAUUCACUUGGCCUAAUUUUAUCAGUUGCCCCCUGAGGGGACAUAUUGUAGAGUAGGAGGGUUGUCACUUUGGCUCAAAUAGCCAAAACAUGUUUAUAAUGAUAGUAAAGGAAAUAAUAUAGUUUCUGCACUCAGGUACAUCUAUUUCUUUUAAGGCACAAACUGAACAUGGGACACAUAAGAGCAACACACUGUUGCCAUAAUUAGUGGGAGUUACAUUCCCAUGCAGUAAAUGCUGACAUUGUAAUGAUGGCAGCUAAAAUAGUUGCCACUGGGAUUUUAACUCAGUUAUCUUAGGCAGCGCUGGGACAUGUAUGUUCCAAUGAUGUCCCUGUAGUAAAGUUCUCCCCUUAACCACCUUAACACAUUACACUACAUAUUAACCCCUACUUCACCCUAGCACGCUACACUAACCCUAACACUAAACAAACAUCUACAGCACCCUUAAACUAACCAUUGGCAUGUCACACUCUACCUUAACUAUUAUUCUAGCACCAAGCUUAAAGGACCACUCUAGGCACCCAGACCACUUCAGCUUAAUGAAGUGGUCUGGGUGCCAGGUCCUUCUAGGGUUAACCCAUUUUUUCAUAAUUAUAGCAGUUUCGGAGAAACUGCUAUAAUUAUGAAUGGGUUAAGCCUUCCCCCUAAUCCUCUAGUGGCUGUCUCAUUGACAGCCACUAGAGGCGCUUGCGUGCUUCUCACUGUGAUUUUCACAGUGAGAGCACGCAAGCGUCCAUAGGAAAGCAUUGUAAAUACUUUCCUAUGCGACGGGCUGAAUGCGCGCGCAGCUCUUGCCGCGCGUGCGCAUUCAGCCGGCGUGGCGUAACGGAGGCGGAGAGGAGAAGGAGAGCUCUCCGCCCAGCGCUGGAAAAAGGUAAGUUUAAACACCUUUCCCCCUUCCAGAGCCGGGCGGGAGGGGGACCCUGAGGGUGGGGGCACCCUCAGGGCACUAUAGUGCCAGGAAAACGAGUAUGUUUUCCUGGCACUAUAGUGGUCCUUUAACCUAAAAGUAUCAUGUAACAUAAAAAUACGUAAGGCGUGUAUAAGGGGUAUAGAAUGCCAUCUCUGGGUUUUGGAUAUUUGUCUCAUAGUUUAUUUGCAUUAAUGUAUUGCUAAACAAAAAAAAUCAAUACAUGCAUAGCCAAUAUAAUUGUUCAGAAAUUGCUGAAAAUCAAGCGUAUGUCCCUUGCUUCCAAUUUUUUUUUUGUCUCAUAGGCAUGUUACACUGACGUGUUUCGGAGACUUGCCAAUGCUUGCAAGCUCAAGUCGCCAGGUGGCUAUGACUCAGUAGGGCGCUCCUAUCCACAGAUCUCAAUCCAAAGUUACAGGGUAAGUGUACCUUACUUAAUUAAACAGGGUUUUGAUUAAAAUGGAGAGAUCUGUUUUUUUUUGUUUGUUUUUUACUACAGUUAUAAAGAGUGUCUCAAAUUAAAGAAUGUCAUGAUUGUGGCUGUAGUGAUCCACAUGGCACACAAUCCUUCCCAGGGAUCAUUUUUGACCUUCUGAACCAUUCUUCAAUUGUAAUACAGAAUGCACUAAUCUACAUUAUGCAAAUCACAUUCAUUAGAACCUUCCUGGGGUCAUGGAGUUCCAACUAUCCUUGAGAAGAAUGUGCUUCAACAAUAAAUCAUGUCUUAAAGAAACACUAGAGUUUUAGGAAUACAAACUUGUAUUCUUAACACUGUAAUGUUGGACUACCUUUUAAGGUCUCCACCCCCUCUCUGUGGAGAAAUAAUAUUUUUAACUCACCUUUUCUCUAGCGCCAUGCCGUUCUCACCGGAGCUAACCCUGCCUCCAAUCUUGAUGAUCUCAGCCAAUCCAUUGCCUUUCCAUAGAAAAAGCAUUGGGAGGCUAUUCUGCAUGUGCAGCAAAACGCCACACUGCGCCAAUCAGCAUCUCCUCAUAGAGAUACAUUGAGUGCAGAGCAUGGAGACGGUGAACAUAGGUGCUUUACACUGUGCAGCAAGGGACUAGGAAGCACUUCUAGUGGCCAUCUUUGUUCACUGCACUUGGAGGCGGUACUAGGCAGCAAUGUAAACACUUCCUUUUCUCUGAGAAGGAAGUGUUUACAGUGCCAAGACUGCAGGGACAUGCUGUAUACACCAAAACCAUUACAUUAAGUUGCAGUGGUUCUGGUGACUAUAGUGUCCAUUUAAGGGAUCUGCUGGUUCAAGCUGGUGGGGAUCCAUGGAUAAUCACAUGUGGAAACGGUGCUCAUGGCUAAGUACUACUGAUUUAUGCAUUUUGACAAGGCUCGUUGUAGGGAUAGAUUUUGGGGGGUUUGAGGGAAGGGGGAAUUUUCCAAUAUAUGAUUGAACUGAACAAAGUGACUAGAAGUGAAUGUUGUUCUAGUUUGCAGCGUUCAAACAGGGAUCUGGCCACCCCAGAUGUUAAUGGCCUACAACUACUUUGGAGAUUCUUUGGUGAUUGACAGAGCAGAGCUGUAGGAGUGAAGCAGUCAAUGUGCAAUGAAUAAACUCCUCUCAAUCAAUCAGGGAUCAUAUGUUUAUAGUUCUCUCUGUAGGAGUUGGUGGGCAUUGCAAGUUACAUUUAAAGGGGGGAUAUUAAAAUGUUAGAAUGAGACGGUCCUAUAUAGAAAGAAAAUUUUAGAUUGGCCAGUAAAAUAAAUGGAAAUACCAGUCACUCAUAACAAGAGUACCUUGGCCAAAACCUCAUGAGACUGAGCCUGGAAAGCGAUAGCGGACUGUGAUUUGUAGAAGAAGAGAGAAUAAAGGCUAUCAAUUGGAUACACAAUGAGAGGAGAACAUGAUGACUAAAUCACCUUCUCAUCUAUUUCCAGGAUAAAUGGCUGAAAUCCAGCAAGAGACAAAUAAAAAGUCAAGUUUUUGUGAUAUCGACUAUUCACUAAAGUGAGAAUUCAAAGUGAAUUUCUAUUUUAAAGCAGCACUGUCAAUAUCUGGGGACUUUGCAUAUUUUAAGACCCCCUUUCCCCCAACAGUGACAGCACCACUGGGGGGGGGGUCUGGUGGCCAGGAAAGGUGGGAUUUACUCAUCUGAACCUAUCCAUCACGAGUGCCGCCAUUUUUUGCUGGAUACUCUUCUUCAACCCCUGGCGCUUCAGCCGAUGUAACUGCAAUACUCUUGCACGUGUGUGAGAGUUCAGAGUUUAGGUCAACAGAAGAUUGCCAGAUCCUCCACAGCUACUGCUAAUAUCUCUGCUUCUUUGCAGCCAUCACUGGUGAAGGCUGGGAGAUUGACACUUCUAGACAGCGAUAGCUCCCCCUCAGUGUCAGACAUGCGAAAAAUACUGAGACAAAGUAGUCCCUACAGUGCCGCUUUAAGGACAGAGUAGCGAAACAAAAAGCAUAGCCGACUUUGAGAAUUUUUCCAGAUCAGCUAUUUUGAUCUUAAAUUCCUUUGUAAAGGAAUAUAACAAAUGUACCCUUUCUUUCAUAAACAGAGCCGGCAUACUGGAGGGCACGGGGGAAGAAUCUAAUACUGUUAGUGGAGUUUUGUCAUUUGUGUUAUAAUUGUCCCACUUUGGUGGAGCGUUAAGUUAAUCAUUAUUAAGUUAAUGGUGUUUUUUCCUCCCUGUAGACACAUUCAUAUGAUCUCAGCCAUUAGUUACCUUCCACAGUCCAUGCACCUUCAAAACCAGCAUUCAUCUUGUACUGAACGGUUACCACUGGGAUCAAGGGUAUGGACAAGCUACUACAAUCACUGCCAAAGACAGAAGAAAUUAAUCUAAUCUUACUAUUCACCAAAUGUUGCAGCAUUUUUAUCAUUUGUUGGACUUUAACCUAGAUCAGUUUACUGUGUAACAGACUGAAACAUAUGCCCUCAGAAUUAUACACUUGUUAUGUAUGUGUUGUAAUGAUCUGUGUUUACAGGAACACUCCAAUAGGGAAAGUAAUUAUGUAUUUUUAUUUUUUUUAUUGGGAUUUAUCUAAAGACUGCUUGCAAAAUCAGCAGCCUUUGUAAUCCGUCCCCUUCUAACCACGCCCAGACUUUCUGUGGCUGUCCAAUCACAGACCUCCCAAUGCAGUUCCUUUGGAAGUAUUUGCAAGACAGGUGCUCUGGGUAACUGCUGCUUGUUGAGUUUAGCUACACUUCGCUAACAAACUAGGAAGUAACAAGGCUGGUGUGAUUGACAGGCAGGAAGGUAUCACGAGGAUAAUUUAUAAAUGUGCCAAUUUCUAUUGAAAUCUGCAGUUUUUGUAAAAUGAAAAAGGAGAAGGGGAAAAAACAAACAAAAAACCGCCCCACUAUUUACAGACAAAGCAUAUGCCUUUAACACUUUGAAAGCCAGGAGGCAUACCCAAGCGUAAAGAAAUAUUUUGAACACAUAUUUGGCACUCAAAAGGUUUAAUACAGGCGAACACAAUGACAUUCAUAGGGCUUAAAUGAGGACAAGAGCUAGGGCAUGGAGAGCAGAAAGUAUUAUAAAUGAAAUUCAAUGUCUUGACCUAUAUGUAACCCUUUCUUUUAAAAGGAUGAAAGGUUGAAGACAAUAGUAAGCAAUAUUCAAAGUAAUUAUUCUGCAUUUUAAAUAUAUAGAAUGCUUUCGGAACAAAAAAAAAAAAAAUGUAUUUAUUUUUGCAAUCAUAUUUUUUUUUUUAUAUAUGUAAAUAGAUCUGCAGGAUGCAGGAUAUAAGCAUUUUCACUAAAUACUGAUGUUUACUUAUUGUAUUCACCCAAAUGUACGAGAAAUGCUUUUUAAAUGCACGUACAUAAAGCGAUAAAAGGUACUCCUUAUUGUAUACAUAUACAACCAAUUUGCACACAUGUAUAAAGUACUUCUCAUAUCCAUGUAUAGAAUGUAUUAUUCUAUAGUUAUCUGUAUUGUACCUAUAAUAUUUAUCUACCUUUACUAUAUGUAUGCACCCCUAAGAACCUGUGCCAGUUUAAUGUUAAUAAAACAUUUUUCUACAAAAUACUGUGUGAGAAUGUGUUGGUGCCCCUGGUAGUUUAGAGGAAAGAUGUUAGCAGAAACCCUAUCAUUUCAAUAUGUUUGGUCCUGUUGCCCCUCUUAUUGAAGGCGAUGGCAUAAUAAAGCAUCUCUUUACAUUGAUACUCAAGGCAUGCACUUCAAAAAAGGUUAUUCAAUAAAGUGUAAAUUGUAAGAUUCACAGUAAAAUAAAAUACACAAUUGAAUGGUUGAAGUCUACAAGAGUGCCGCAUAACGCUAAAUAUUUGUGUGUGUUUUUUGUGGGGAAAAUAAAGAAAAAUGAAAUGAGAUCAGAGUCCCUACAAAAAUCAGGGAUGGGCCAGCCAGUGGGUUUCUUGC
Molecule: messenger RNA, 67167 nt
Organism: Pelobates cultripes (western spadefoot toad)
Lineage: Eukaryota; Metazoa; Chordata; Amphibia; Anura; Pelobatidae
Source: the annotation of a GenBank genome assembly